GGGGGCUUCAGAAGAGUAAAGGUGAGGAAGUAUUGGUUGGUUUUCUUACCCCAAUUUUGAUUGGUAGGUUAAUAUCACCAGGGUGAAAACACGUGGCAUGUUUACAGAAGAAAUCCCACGAGUUCAUUGGCAGCCAUAACUGACACAGACAGAUCCACAGCAAAACACGAUCAGCCUUCAUGAUGUUCCCAUUGAGACACCUUUUGAAAAAGGUACAACACAUAUAACAAUACGCGACUUACCCUCUGCUCUGUGAAGUCAGGGAAACAGAAAGGAUGGCCAAUGGCGAUGACUGCCACAACAGGCUCAAAUCAAAAUGUCCUUUCAUCUGUUUUGAAUCUGACACUUUUGACAUUAUUUAAUGUUGGCUUUUCCCGCUAUCAAAAGUUCCCAAUCCACCUUCUUAAUGUCAUUUGCUGCUUUGUGUGCUCUUUGAUCAUAUCUCCUCCUCCUCUCCUCCCUCCGUCUAAAGCAAACUAUUCCAAUCUGUUUGUUCUGUCACCAUGCAAAACCCUUUUAUCCAUGGCCUUCAUAAUUGAUUGUUGUUUUUUUCAUUGAAACUCCUGCAGCAGUAUGCUUGUCGGCAAUGGACAGGGGAAAAAAACCAGACUUUUAAAUUCUGCAGAGCAUUGAAAGAUAAACUCAGAACUGUGAGUCUGGUGUGGAGCUUCAGACUGCAGUUUUGAGAGCGCACAGGAAGUGAGAACAGACCUGAGAGGCCUCUCAGAAAAUGGAAGACCCUUUUGAGUAUGCUUUCAUUCCAGGUAAAGCAAUCAUAGAGGGCCUUUCAGAUUAUGUUAGAUUACGGUUCCCAUCAGCUCCACCUUUCUCUUUUUCUCUCUUUCCCUUUCCAGUAGCCUGCCAUAGGAGGCACAGGCUGCUCUUGCCUCAAGUCUGAACUGAUCACGUGUAGAAGGCUUUUUAAAUUAAGCCGCAGGCUACAGAAAAUUAGGCUGACGGUUGCAGAAGGCCCUAGAGCCACAGGCUGUCCAGCUCUGCUUCAUAUAGCGGUCUAGCUGUUAAACUGAAAGCAGGGUACCACUUCCAACCUGCACAUCCCAUGCAAAUUUUUGCCUGCCACCUGCACAGCACAGUCAGCUUCUCAAAAAGAAAAAGAAAAAUCAAAAUAAGCUGAUAUACUCAACCCUGUGGUCUUUAGGGGUGUCUUGUGAUGGAUUAGAUACAGAUGUGUAAGAAGUAAUUAAUUUAGAAAGGUGGAGGCCACAAUUGGGAGGAGGGAUCCUAUUCUGAUCUGACAUGUCUAGAGCCACACAGUUGGAUUUGGGUUUCACUGGACCAAGGCCAAGACUCAGUUCCAAUUGACUAUUUCAGAGAAAGAGAUGCUGUGGCUGAAUGUUUGUGGAUUUGAAUGUGCGUGCAUUUCUUUCCCGUGUUUUUCUUUCAGCUCUGUGAUUAAUACACCCAUAUGUAAGUAUUUCUUACAUGUGAAGGUUGUGAUCUUCUGGAAGGAAGCACCGUAGUUUAAUCUAACCUUGGGUUAUGACAUGCCGUUAAAUCCAGAGCUAUCAUUCAUAGAAUCACAGAACUGGAGAGUUGAAGGGACUGUGAGGGUCAUCUGGUCCAACCCCCUGCCAUGCAAGAAUCUUUUUGCCCAACGUGAGGCUUGAACUCAUGACUUUGAGAUUAAGAGUCUCGCGCUCUACCAACUGAGCAUUGCUUAACUAGAAUAAGGGAUUGCUUAAAGGAGUAAAACACGGACUUGUUACAGUUUUUAUUAGCAUAAGAUUGCCAGGAUUGAAAUAACUAGUAAAUGGGAAAGUAUGGACAGGAGUCAUAUUUGAUUCCAAAAAAUUUAAAAAUAAUAAAAAUGAUUCAAUUAUGUACAAAAGAAAUUGACAAAUUUAAUUAGAUUUAGAGAAGUAUGAAAGAUACAUUAUCUAAUCCAUAUGAAAUGGUCUCUGUUUACUUUUAUAUUAGCAUCCAUAUGGUAAGAACUGGAAUGCUCAGUCCAGGGCAAAGAGCAGAAAGAGCUGCAUGCUUAUAACCUCAGUAAGAUACUUGCAUACUCUCCAAGUGUCCCGACUUUCCAGGAACAGUCCUGGAAUUAUGAAAGCUAUCCCAGCUUCUGAUUUGAUCCCGAAAUGUCCCUAUGUCCCCUGCCAGUGCUGCCACUACUAACCUCGGGGUGGGGGAGGAGCUUGUUCUGAGCGGCAGCUGCGACUGCGAGGAAGCAUCCCAUUGCCUCUCCAUGGCUGCCGCUGCUGGCCUCCUCCCUUGGGCAGUUCAUAGCAGCUGCUGGAGAGUGGGCAAGGAGGAAGAGAGGUUCCUGCCACCAAGACCCAGCCCUAUGUGAUACGCUGGCUCUGAGGGGCAGGAAGAAAGGGGUAGCAGAGUGCAAGGGGUCUUGGUUAUGGGGAAAAAAUAAUACUUUGUUCAUCUGUGUCUAAUCUUGCCCUUUUCUACAAUUUAUUUCUUGGUGUGUGUUUUUCCUUUUUGUAUUUUUACCAAAGAAUUAAAUAGAAUAAGUUUGGGAUUAAGAGGUUUUCUCAGGCCGUGUCCUGAGUGGUUGUGGUUGUGGCACUUACCCUUCUUUCGAUAGGAGAUGCUCUGUGGAGGGGGGAAGCAAAAAAUGGGGAGUCAAGGAGGGUUAGUUGGAGGGGGGAUGAGAAAUGUCCCUAUUUUCACCUGAGGAAUUUUGGAGGGUAUGUUCAGCAGUGUAGCAUGGGUUGCUGGUGCCCGGGGCAGGCAAGCUGCUGACAUGACUGGAGUGCUCCACCACCACAAGAGCCAAGUGGGGCCAUGUUACACCGCCUGCCUGCGCAGGGGGGAGCCUGGCCAGCUGACACAGCCCUUGGUGGGCAAAUCCCCCCCCCAUGCCCACAAAGAGGAGCACUGUUCCAUGCUAUGCUGGGGUUGCUCCUUACCCACCUACCUCUGUAUACGCUUGUUCACUGUGGGCCUGGGCUGUUCUGCCACCUUUGCCAGGGUGGGGCAGGCAUCCCCAUGGAAGCUGGCUCCUGCAUGGGGGUGCCUGGUUGCACAACCUCAGAAUUUUGUGCUCGAGGCCAUUGCUCCCUGGCCCCCCACACAAAUAGCAUCAGUCUACUUCUUGGAGGCAGAAAGAAUUGGGAGGAAUGAUUAGUGCUGCUUCCCCAUUCUCUCCUCUAAAAGCUGGUUGAAGCUACGAUUAAUUUUAUAACUGGGUUUCUAUAUGCAUAGCCCCAACAGCCAGACAGGGCUGAGGAUGACCUACACAUGUGGUUUUUCAUUUACGGUAUCUGAGGAACAGGCUCAGCAUAGUUGAAUCAGGGGCAUGGGUUUAAAUUUAGAUACCAUUUUGUUACAUUGGUGAACUUUAUAGCUUUGUGUCAACUGACCAAUAAUUAUACUACUUAGAGGUUUCUUAAAAGGUGUUUAAAAAGUGUACUCUCAGACUACGCAAAUGCACUUCCCUGAGGAUAGCGAUAACUACUUAAUGCGACCAAAUCUUUUUUCCUCCUUUUAUUGAUGAUGCUUUCUUUAAUGUACUUAUUCACAGAAAACCACAUGCAGGGGAGAAAAUAUAUGGUUUCCCCCCACAAUAUCUGUUAAUAUAGAGAGAAAAUUAUAUAUAUUACUACCCUGGGUCUUUUGUGCACUUUUAAACAAAAUACUGAGACUUUAAUCUUUCCAAAAUCAACUGAGCUUAAUAUUCAUCAAUCAUCCCUGCUAAAGAAUAGCAUUUGUUUCACACAAGAGGAGUCAUUAAAACUUGCAAUUAAUUGCCCGUGACCCAAAUUCCUACUGUGUCCCAGCUGGCAUGAAAAACACCACAGUUUGCAAACAAUCUUUUCCCUUUCUUUAACCUUUGGCACACAAAACGUAUUACCCAAGUGUUAUUAAUUAAACCAGGUCAGCAACGCCAGAGCACUGCCCGCUGUUCAUCGCAGUGGGGAAGAGUGAUCCAUAGCAUUCUUAAUCCGCAGCUCCGAAGUGCGCGAGCUUAGAAAAUUUACACCCGAGCCUCUCAAAGCAUAGUUAAUUUGUUCACAUUUUCCUAAGAUCAAUUAACAGCAGGGAGGCAUUUUAAUGAAAUAAAGUUGUGAUUCCCACAGGGACUAUUUGGAAAGAACAUUACAAAGCAGCGUGUGCGUUACGCUUUUACAUUAAGACAUGAUUAAUAACACCGCUGUUAAGCUCCACAUCAGCUUACAUAUAGCGCGGAGUUAAUAGAUGCCGCUAAUUAAGUAAUCAUAUUCUUUAGCAUAUACCCCCGCCAAAAUGUCUUCCUCCCAUCGCUUAAGUUCGUCCUUCAGGACCAGUAGAAGUGGGCAUCAGUAAAAGAAGCCAUUAGGUUUUCUUCUGUGUUGUGGUUUCCCAAUAAAAGCUAAGAUCCCCUCAGAACAUUAAAGAAGCGUUAAUCGAUGGAGGCAGUUCUUCGCUGAAACAUCCAAAGGCAACACAAAGCAUCUAUAAAGGAAUGAAUCCAAGACACUCCAGAAUGGGGGACCAAUGAGCCACACAACCACAUACCUCUGUAUUUGGUGCUUGAGACUCUCACUAGGUGAAGCCCCCUCUACAAACUACACCCCUUAUUCAUCCUGCUCUGCACCCUUCUUAGCUGCUUUCGUCUGGCUGGAACAUGUCUUUGGGAUAAUGCUUUCCUGGAUGGAAUAUACAGAGCUGUGCACACAGAAACCUCUGAAUUUCAUGUGGGCAGAAGGUAAUAAAAGGUAAAGGGACCCCUAACCAUUAGAUCCAGUCGCGGAUGACUUUGGGAUUGCGGCGAUCAUCUCGCUUUAUUGGCCAAGGGAGCCAGCGUACAGCUUCCAGGUCAUGUGGCCAGCAUGACUAAGCCGCUUCUGGCGCACCAGAGCAGCGCACGGAAACGCCGUUUACCUUCCCACCGGAGCGGUAGCUAUUUAUCUACUUGCACUUUGACGUGCUUUUGAACUGCUAGGAUGGCAGGAGCAGGGACCGAGCAACGGGAGCUCACCCUCUCGCGGGGAUUUGAACUGCCGACCUUCUGAUCGGCAAGUCCUAGGCUCUGUGGUUUAACCCACAGCGCCACCCGUGGAAGGUAGUGGAAGGUAGACCACUAUAAAAAGGUAAGAGCAGCACCUAUUGGUUCCACCUACUUUUUUGCCUCUGGCCCUGCCGACCACUGACAUGUGCCCCCUCUCUCUAGGAUACUGGCCACAAGGGAAUUUGGACCUCUGGCUGAAAUACAUUCUCCACCCCUAAAUAAAUUAUAUUUAGGGAAGAUUUAACCUAGAACAUAUUGGCCCAGUAUAAAACUUGAAUAAUAAUAAUAAUAAAUUUAUUAUUUAUACCCCCACCCAUCUGGCUGAGUUCCCCAGCCAUUCUGGGUGGCUCACAAUCAAGUGUUAAAAACUUGAAAAACUUAAUAAUGCAAUACAAUAUUACCUAAUGAGAACCUGUGAUCACAUACGAGCUGCAUGAUUCUGUGGGUCAGGAGGAUUAGAGAUUGAAGUGUAUAAUAAUAAUAAUAAUAAUAAUAAUAAUAAUAAUAUCCUGCCCAUCUGGCUGGGUUGCUCGCUGGCAUCCCCCAUGCUACACCCCUGAUCAGAGUUCCCUGGAAAGAGGGAUUGAUUGUUAAACUACUGUAAUAAUUUUAGCUCAGUGUGUGUGUGGGGGGGGGAAUAGAGGUUUCUCAACAACAGGCAUAGGCAAACUCGGCCCUCCGGAUGUUUAGGGACUACAGCUCCCAUUAUCCCUGACCACUGAUCCUGUUAGCUAGGGGUGAUGGGAGUUGUAGUCCCAAAACAUCUGGAGGGCUGAGUUUGCCUAUGUCUGCUCAACAACUUUCAGCACCCUUAACAAGCUAUAGUUCCCAGGAUUCUUUGGGGGAAGCCAUAACUGUUUGAUGCUGCUUUAAGUGUAUAGUGCAAUUCGGGCCUCACCUUCAGCCAAGACCUGAUGGAGGCUUGGAGAACAGCAGGAAGCACAGUCCUGCAACCUUAGGAGAAACCUGAAUCUUGUGUCUCUGGUGCAGGUUUUGAUCAGCCAAAAUGCACUGAGCACUUUUCUCCACUUAGACUAUAGUUACGGACAGAGAUAUCUUUCAGCACCUUUCUGAGGUUUUGCCUGUUCUUCUGUUCCCUCUGAUGGGACGCGGGUGGCGCUGUGGGUAAAACCUCAGCACCUAGAGCUUGCCGAUCGCAUGGUCGGCGGUUCGAAUCCCUGCGGCGGGGUGAGCUCCCGUCUUUCGGUCCCAGCUCCUGCCCACCUAGCAGUUCGAAAGCACUCCUAAGUGCAAGUAGAUAAAUAGGUACCGCUUUAUAGCGGGAAGGUAAACGGCGUUUCCGUGUGCUGCGCUGGUGCUGGCUCGCCAGAGCAGCAUCGUCACGCUGGCCACGUGACCCGGAAGUGUCUCCAGACAGCGCUGGCCCUCGGCCUCUUAAGUGAGAUGGGCGCACAACCCUAGAGUCGGACACGACUGGCCCGUACGGGCAGGGGUACCUUUACCUUUACCUGUUCCCUCUGGUCUUUUGGUGCUACCUCCUUUAUAUCCCUUUCUUGAUUCAGUAUAAGGGAGCUUCAUGUGUUAUUAAAUUAAUUGUUCAAUUCUGAAAGAGUUUUCAAUGCGGUUUAUGAUAAGUUAAAGUCUAAUAUAUACAGCCCCAACUAGAUUGUAUGUAUUAUGCAUUUCAUGCAUUAUGCAUCUAAUCAUCUAAUGACCUCUUAAGUAAGGUGGCCUAUGCUCAGUCAGAUAUGCACCUUAAUUUAAAUUCAGUGCCACGUUAAGGUAACAGAAUGGGCAAGGGGUGCAGAACUUAAUGUCAAAGAGAGCAAACAGGUCAUCUGUGCCACCACAUCUACAGGCAACCCAGCCUACCAACUGGGCUCCUAACACCUGUGGAUUUUUCUGUGGUGAUUCAUACAGUCAUGUGUCUUUUUAGACCAUAAAUACCAUGGUUGACCAUAAAUACCAUGGUUGACCAUAAAUACCAUGGUUAACCAUGGUUUAACUGUUAAUUUGUGAAUGCUUCACCCCUCCCCUGCUCCUGCUGCUGCAUUAUGUCCUAAUUCUGGCCCCUGGCUUAUUUCUGUCACCUACAAACUACAAGCUGUAACCAAGCUUAGAGCACUGGCUCAUCACUCAUGGUUUGUUUGGGGGUGGGGAAAUGAACCAUGAGUCUUGGUUUGGACUUAAUGCUGUGUCAGACCAUGGUUUGGUCCCUAGCAGUGCAGUGACAGAAGAAACAGGGGAGGAGUAAAGCACCUGCUCUUUCAGCACCACACACUGGCACACUGUACGUUCAUAAAUCUUGGUUGCAAUCCAAAAGGUAUGGUUUAGCUAGGGAAAGUUAGAAUGGAGGUGUCUGAGAAAGGUGUGCCCUUUGUUGGGUCAGAGAGAGAGAGAGAGAGAAGGUAUAUUCUGUGCUAAUCGGAGAUCACCUUUCUUGACUUGGCUCCAUGUUUGUUUGUUUUAGUAGGGAAGGGUGGCUGUCCUGUGGCGACCUUUCCUCUCUGCCAUUAUAUCACCAUCCCUUCCACCUGCCUCUUGUUCACUUCAGAGGGCCAGUGUGGUGCAGUGGUUAAGAGCGGUAGACUCAUAAUCUGGUGAACCGGGUUCGCUUCCCCGCUCCUCCACAUGCAGCUGCUGGGUGACCUUGUGCUAGUCACACUUCUUUGAAGUCUCUCAGCCCCCCUCACCUCACAGAGUGUUUGUUGUGGGGGAGGAAAGGAAAGGAGAAUGUUAGCCGCUUUGAGACUCCUUUGGGUAGUGAUAAAGCAGGAUAUCAAAUCCAAACUCUUCUUCUUCUUCUUCAAGUCUAGCUGAGCAUGCCCCAGGAAUGUUUCAGGGAUUCAGCCUUUACAAAUUCCUGAAUGAAACGUCCACACCUCUCUGACUAAUGUGUCACUCGGAACCCAACAUCUUUUCAACCUUAUUCAGAUAUUGUGAAACUGCUCUUUGUGGUUCAAACCUGUCAAACUAAAUGUUUAAAAAGGAUCUUGAGAGAAGCUGGGGCAUUUAAAAUAUCAGAAAUCAGGAAUUCCUUAUUUUAAUAAGGAAUGGGGAAAAUUUAUAAAUUAUCUUAAAGACCAUUGUAAACUGUUAAAAUCGUUAGUAGGAUUGGAAUAUCACUUGUAGUUUAAAGGUGAAUUUUGGAUACAAUGGAGAGAUUAAAGAUUUGGAUUAUUAUAAAAGAUACAGGAGGAAAUGAUUAACAAUAAGACCCACAAAGGGGAGGAGGGAAGUCCAAGAGAUUCCUUGGAAUCUCGUUUUUAUGUUGUAUGUUGAGCAUGUGUCUGUAAAAUUUCAAUCUGAAAAACCAAAUAAAUUAAUUGAUUUUUAAAAAUAAAACAAAAUAUGUAGAUUUAAAUAUGAAGAAAGCACUCUGUUUGCAGUUGCUCAUCUCUGGGAUGAGAUUUUUAAAUGGCACUGCUACAGACAUGCAAGGCUGGCUCUAGACAUUUUGCCACCUAAGGCAGAGGAGCAAAUGGCACCCCCUCCUCCAUCAGAAUGCAUGGAACUAAAGACUGAGCAUAUUAUUUUGGCACCUGAGGCAGAAAAUCUCACAAAUGCCUCAUCCCUUUUUAAUCAAUAAAUUAAAUAACUAGCAACAUCCUGUUUUACAGCGACACAUAAAAUCAGCUGCCAGAGGCAGCCAAUACAUUCGACCUAAUAGUGGGCACAUAAACUUUUGUCUCCUUCUUAGAUAACCAUGGAUAAGACUGUGGGUGUCAGUGAGCAUACGUGUUUCCCCACCCCAUCAUGUCACACAGGUAUUUCAAAACAAACUAGGGUUAGUACUACAUGUGCCACUGUGUUUUCACCAAGCAUACUUGGGAUUGGAUGAAAGGCUGCUAUCAUGGUUUGAAAUGGGUUUGCAUAUUGUGCCUUGCUUGGGGGUUAAUUGGCCCACAUGUUAUAGUAAUCGUAGUUAGCUCCAGAACUGAAAAAGAGGGAGAAAUGCCCACACAAUUUAUUCAUUGCAUGAUUUCUGUGCCACAUCUUCAGCGGCCAUUUUGUGUUCCCAGGGAGGCUCUGUUCCCAUGGGAUACUCCCCAUCCCUUAACCAUGGAUGGUUAAGCAACUGAGCAAUGUUAUGUCUGCACCAGGCCAUUAAAGCCAGGGGAGAGCAUCUCAUUGACUGUGGUGAAUAAAAGCAGCAGUCAAAUGUAAUGGUGGCUACAGUAAAAUACCCUGUUGGCAAGGUGACAGGAAGAAAAAAGUAUGACAAUUUGGUUCACGUAAACAGUGGGUGGCGCUGUGGUCUAAAACACUGAGCCUAGGGCUUGCUGAUCAGAAGGUCGGCAGUUCGAAUCCCCGGGACGGGGUGAGCUCCCAUUGUUCGGUCCCAGCUCCUGCCAACCUAGCAGUUCUAAAGCAUGUCAAAGUGCAAGUACAGUGGUACCUCGAGUUACAGACGCUUCAGGUUACAUACACUUCAGGUUACAGACUCUGCUAACCCAGAAAUAGUACCUCGGGUUAAGAACUUUGCUUCAGGAUGAGAACAGAAAUCGUGUUCCGGUGGCGUGGCAGCAGCGGGAGGCCCCAUUAGCUAAAGUGGUGCUUCAGGUUAAGAACAGUUUCAGGUUAAGAACAGACCUCUGGAACGAAUUAAGUUCUUAACCCGAGGUACCACUGUAGAUAAAUAGGUACUGCUCUGGCAGGAAUGUAAACGGUUUUUCCUUGAGCUGCUCUGGUUUUGCUAGAAGCAGCUUAGUCAUGCUGGCCACAUGACCCAGAAAAACUGUCUGGGGACAAACGUCGGCUCCCUUGGCCAGUAAAGUGAGAUGAGCGCUGCAACCCCAGAGUCAUUCACAACUGGACUUAACUGUCAGGGCUGCUUUACCUUUUUAAAGUUAAAUAACAAAUAGCAGAAUGUUUUGAAAUUGGAAGCCAGAUCCUUCUUUUUGUCGGGAUGAUGGAAUGUAGUUCUGGGAAGAUUCAUGGCCUAAGAAGUGCUUUUUCUUUAAACCUUAACUGUACUGUCUUUUCAUCCAUUGAAUGAUGACUGGGUCAUGCUUUGAAACACAUUCUCCCUUUUGCAGUAUGGUCAACUGACAGAAGCUUGGCUUCGUUCAAGAAAUCCUGAUAUCAAGAUUUAGUUUCGGAGAUGUAGUAUUUUUCUCUCUGAUACCUCAGAUAUGUUCUUGUGUGGUUAGACCUGUUUUACCUAUUUUUGAUACUGCGUUUUUAAAUUGUUGUAAACCACCCAGGAGUGGUGUUGUGAAGGGUGGCAGGGAAUCUAACUUAUAAGAAUGAAAAUAAUAGUAUAAACAUCACUUGUUAAUAAAUAUGCAAUAAAACAAAACAAUCCACCAACGAAUAUGGCAAUGGCAGUAUUGUUAUUUUUAUCAUUAUCGUCAUCUUUCUCAUCAUCAGUGGAUGGCUUCAUUCUAUUGUACAUUUAUUAAGAGAUGUUGUCAUUCACCUAUGGUUUAUAUGACUUUUUGUUAUGUUAGUGAAUUAUCAGAUAUAAACAUUUAUUGUGAGUCAAAUAGAGCAGGGUUUACCAAGGGAAAAUAGCAUCCCCCUCCAGAACCCAACUGUCACAUUGCACAAAUACACACACGCACACACACACACAAAAAAACAAAACAGGUGUUCUACCUGUCACAUUCCACCCUCAGCCAAUCAGCGUACAACACAUAUGACACACAGCAACAUUCCAUCCUUCUCUCACUCUCCACUUUGCACUCAUGUCAGUGACACAUUUCCAAAUGGGGUAGUCUGUUAUCACGGUGCCUAAACAAGCAAUCUAACUUAAUCAUAUGAACAGAAGUUUACAAAUGUUACCGGGAGUGGUACAGGGAAUGCCUGCAGAAUAUCUUAUCCAGCAUAUUCUCAAGAUCCCUCUAAAAGGAGCACAAACACAAAGGGUUGUAUCCAACACUACAAAAGCAGAAUUCUAUUUAUGUAAUGGGACUUCUCCUCCCCUCACACCCCAAAAAUCUGCUCUAGAGGGUCCCCCAGUUCUUAGUUUUGAGGGUGCAAUAGGGGGCUAGAGGGGAAAGGAGAGAAUGAGGAAGUUGUACACAUAGAAGUUUGCUGAGUGAGUGGAGUUGCAACAUUGGAUAUAUACAAGAGUUUUCCAUUUUUCUAUUCCUCAUUGGGCUGUUCUUUAUUUUUAAGGUGUGUGGGGUUUUUUAAUGUAGCAUCGUAUGCACCCCAACCUCCAAGCCAUAAGAGACGCCAGGGGUACCAGCGCUUACCCAGGGUUCACAUUUCUUGGAAUGAAGGUCAUUGGAGACUGUGGUGUCUUUUGGAUAUAGGGCUUUAUGCACACAUAUGUUCAACCACAGCACAGGAUGGAAGGGCUCACAGCAUUAACACUCCAACAGCUUUUGCUUCCCAUUAGGUUUCUAAUGGGGGUGGUCCUUCAGUCGCUUUGGAUUCAAGCCUCGGUGUCCCCUUCCAGCUUCAUCCCAUACUAAAAACCAAGACUAGCUCUACCUACCUACAAGAUGAUGUUGUCUCCAGUCACCAGCCAGUUGUUCCCAUGGCAACACAUCUGUACUUGGUUGUCAGGAUGCUGUCAGAGGCUCCCACCUGGUUGCCCAGGAAAUUAAAAAGACAAAAGUUUCUUACAGUCCUUUUUUAUUUCAAUAUUUACAGAGGGAGGCUAUAGAACUCAGCCUCUUGGAUAAUGGUGUUGUCCCAAGUGAAUCCCACCCCCCGCCUCUCCCACUUCUUCAUUCGUCUCCUCUACGGGUGCUGCUAUAUGCCCUCUGUCUUCAAGCUCUUUGCUGUCCUACUUUUAAUGCUCACUGGGUUCUGGGAGAUGGAGGAUCCGGAAUGCUUUCUAAUGACAAUGUAUCAGUCAGGUGUUGCUCUGGCUCUCCCAUGAUUUCCCAGCUUUCCCCCUCAUCUGCCUCUGAGCUGCAACCUCCCUCAAACCCUGUUAUAAAUCUAUACUGCCUUCCUCUUCCUCCUCCCUGGAAGGGUCAGGAUGGGGAGGCGGUCUUCACCAUUCCUCCUCUGCCCAGCCCCUGACAUCGGCCAACCUUUUAGACAUGUACAUAGGGUGCUUAACAGGCCCAGCUGGGUCCAUUAAUUUAACAAAGAAAGUGAUCUGACCAUUUCAGCAGGUCCUUUUACUGCACACUACAAUUUUACAGAUACUAAAUCACAGGCUUGGCUGGAAGCUAUGUUGUUGUUUAGUCAUUUAGUCAUGUCCGACUCUUCGUGACCCCAUGGACCAGAGCACGCCAGGCACUCCUGUCUUCCACUGCCUCCCGCAGUUUGGUCAAACUCAUGCUGGUAUCUUCGAGAACACUAUCCAACCAUCUCGUCCUCUGUUGUCCCCUUCUUCUUGUGCCCUCAAUCUUUCCCAACAUCAGGGUCUUUUCCAGGGAGUCUUCUCUUCUCAUGAAGUGGCCAAAGUAUUGGAGCCUCAGCUUCACGAUCUGUCCUUCCAGUGAGCACUCAGGGCUGAUUUCCUUCAGAAUGGAUAGGUUUGAUCUUCUUGCAGUCCAUGGCACUCUCAAGAGUCUCCUCCAGAACCAUAAUUCAAAAGCAUCAAUUCUUCGGUGAUCAGCCUUCUUUAUGGUCCAGCUCUCACUUCCAUACAUCACUACUGGGAAAACUACUGGCUGGAAGCUAUAGGCAUCAUACAAAUCAACCCCUCAAUCCUAUGACAGUACUUUUGCAAACCUUGGUGAUCCCCCAGGCAUGCUGAUUCCUUCCCCUUGCUUUUUGCUGGCACCAUUUCCAUCUGCCCGCCCCACCUGAGUUCACUGCUAAAGGGAGUGAUGAAUACACGCUUAUUUUUCAGUAGCUUCACAUGCUUAGGAUCAUAGCCUCAUAAAUCAGAGCGGGUGGGUUAUACCCUAAUCUAAUAUUCAUGUUCAGGUCAUUCAUGCCCAUAAUAUCCACUUUAUUCUUUUUUGGCUUUUGAUUAACUUCAAAAAAAUUAAUAAAUGAUAAAGUAAGUCAAGAACAAUUCUGAGGAGACAAGGUUAAAUCAUAAACAUUCAGAUUUACAUAACUGUUGAAAUAUUUAAAACAUCAUUUCUAAUGAACUCAUGUCAGUGCAAUUAAGCACAAAGUCUCUGCAAAGAAUAAAUAUGGGUUUUUAUUAUUAUCAGCGCUGCUAAGCCUUUAGCACAUCUGUGGCUCCAUUUUGAAUUCCUUCCUUAUAAAAUUGUGGGAACCAACAUGCCUUCUGAUUAGCCCAUUUCCAUUAUAUACAUAUUCAACACAUAAUUAGAACAUUUCAAAACUAUUCUAUAGAACACACAAUAAAAGGCGAGCAAAAUUAGAAAUGGAACGUGCAUAUUAUGAGUUUUCAAAUGCCUUCUGCGUGAAACUAUCUACCAAUAUUAUUACAAGACAUUUUUCCUAGAAGUAAUUUCGUUGUACAAUGUACUGACAUGGGCAGUGAUCCUCAGCUCCCGUGGUGAAAUGUGGAUCUUCAGACCUCCCAGUUUGUCCCUCAGGUCCCUCACUAAACCUCACUCCCUUCCCAGGCUGUACUAGGCCUCUCCAGGCCACAUUUGUCCAUGCUCUCCUUGAGUGCUGUUGCUUGAUGAAAAGUGACUUGAAAGAUGGAGAGAAGUUUGCAUGUAUGUUGUGUGUGAGAUAAACAAAUGGUAAGAUGAGGUGCCAGGACUCAUAAUGUGCUAAAACCAUGGGUGCCAGCACAAAAUGGCCGUCAGAAAAAAAAAGAGAGGUCAUGGUACUGUACCAUCUCUCUCACACACAAAGAUUUGUUUGUGGCUGGAAUGUGUAAAGGUAAGAAUCAUAGCAAUUACAUACCCUCCAACAUUUCUUCAAUGAAAAUAGAGACAUCCUAUUCCAUCAUCACCAUUUUAUUAUUUAUACCCUACCCAUCUGACUCUGGAUAGCUUCCAACCUAUAUAAAAACAUUUUUUAAAAUGUUAAACAUAAAAAAAAACAUUCCUAUACAGGGCAGCCUUCAGGUGUCUUCUAAAGAUUGUAUAGUUAGUUAUCUUUUUGGAUUAGGGGUAGCAUAACUCCAUACCCUCCAACAUUUAUCCGAUGAAAAUAGGGACGGCCUAAGGAAAAGUGGAACAUUCCGGGAUCAAAUCAGAAACAGGGGUGGCUUCUGUAAAUCCGGGGAUGUCCUUGGAAAACAGGGACACUUGGAGGGUCUGCAGUUAUUCCACCCACUUUUGCCUGUGGCCUUAUCUAACACUGCCCUGUGGCCCUGGUUGGUUCCCCACAAGGGAACACAGCUUUCAAACUGGAACAAAAUCUCCCGCUCCUCCUUCAGAACCUAUAAAAUGGAACCUCAUUUUUAUACCUUUAAAAUAAUGUUUAUCAUUUAAAAUAAUUCAUUUCAUUCCACCGUACAUGCUUAUAAGGGUUGCUGCUAAAAUUGGACAAAAUAUAUAACCUACAUACAGCAGUAAGAUGAAUUGCCUAAUUCAGGAAGGGACCUCUGCGCCUGAAUAGAUGUGAAAUGCUGGGAAAUUGUCAAAAAGAAGGAGCAUAGCACCACUAAAUUGCCGUAGAUCAGUUCGUGAGUAUCAAUAUUUUUACGAGUGUAUUUUAAUAACUUGAAGGCACUGAGGUAUCGGUGUUGCCAAAAGCAUUUGUGAAAAACUGCGAACAGUUUCAGGAUCAUGCUUAUUUUAUUAUUUAUUCCUUAAACUUCUUUUUAACCUGCCUUUCAGGAGACAAAUAGCUCCAUGGUGCCUUACAUGAAACACUAAACCACAUUUUCUAAACUCUUCCCACAUAAAUAAAGCCACCAGGAUCCUUUACACAAGGCAGUUGGUGGAAUAAUAACCCUCUGGUGGGGAAGGGAUAGUCCCAGUAGCGCAGACUUUGAGGUGGUCUCUUCUUGCCUCCCAUUUUCUGCUGGAAUCCAUCCCACAGGACAGUUGAUGGCACCUCCCCCUGUGGGUGGGAAGACAGAAAACUCUUGCAGGAACAGGCCCUGAGGAGGCUUUCCUCAAUGCUUUUUGACAUUCUUCCAGAGCUUCAGUACCUGCUCUGGAAAAUGGCAUAUAUUUAUUAAAAUACACUAAUUAAAAAUGGGAUGUGCUGAAACAAAAUAUUACUUAUUGGCAUUGAUACUUAUGAACUGAUUUAGUGGUGCCAUGUUCUUUCAGUGGGAACAGUGUUAAUGGAAUCCUUUGUUAAAAGAGUUUACUUGGAUCACAAGCCAUGAUUUACAUUGUUUAAAAUUGUGCAGGACAGCAGAUUUAAAUCUAAGAAAGCAUUAAGUGAGUCCCUGCUCCUUUUGCCAGCUUGUUUAAAUUACAUGCAUGGCAACAAUUUUCCAUCUCUUGUGUUAUUAUGUUGAAAUUCUCUUCCAAAACAAUUCUGCAUUUUCUCUAGAAACCUCAGCUGUGCUCAGUUCACUAUGAAGUGAGAUUCUCCUUGGUUUUCUGAUCAUGUAAGGAAGGGCUGUCUGUCAGCAACAAAUGCAAAUUUUGGAGUGAAGUUAAACAAGUAAGCAACCUAUUGAUUCCAUUGGCAGCCCUUGGUCUGACCUUCAAUACUAAAAACAAACAAACACUGAAAGCACCUUCUAAUGGACAAUAUGCACUGAAAUCUCAAAAGACAAUUAUAGACGUUUUGUGAGCAUGCUAUCUACCACAUGGCGAGGUUCAUUUACCCCAGGAAAGUGCAUGAACCUUAAUUGGCUGAAUUCUGCUAAUUGCCAUAGUUAAUAAAGCUAACAAUGUGGGCUUUUCUUUUGAUGCUGUGACUUCUUCAAGAAUGAAGCACUUACCUGUGUAAGUGGUAUUUAUAAGCCUGUAGUAGAAUGAACAUUUGCAUUAGUAAAAGGCAGAUGGUUGGGCAAAGCUCAGAGUAGGGAUGAGGGAGAGCUUUGCUUACUUCACUUUAAUGCAGACAUACUUAGUUCUUUAAUGAGUAUGUGAACUGAAAGUUCAGGUAUUAUUUGAAAUUUGCACUUUGCAUGAAUUUUGCAAUGCAGUUCUCCGACAAAAAAAAGUAUAUGAUAGGGGACAGUGUGCACAAAAUAUGCACAGAGAAAAUAACGUACACAAAUCCAUUAUAUUAGGGGAAAUUGUUUGUGAAAAUGCAUUUUUGGAGAAAUUCAAACAAACAUGUAUGUGAAUUUUUACGCAGACUAUGAAAAGUCAUUAAACAAUUCCACUACGUGAUCUAAAAAUGGAACAAACAGAAGACUAGAAAAGUGAGAAAUGGAGGGAAGCAAAAAAUGGACAGAUUUAUCCAUCCUUAGCCCAGAUCUCAGCAUUGCAAUGCCCUUCUUAAAACUGAUUGUAGGGCUUGCCACAUGUGAUCAAGACACACCAUAUAACAUGGGGAGGAGGGAAUUGACUGAAAUGGGCAGUAUUAUGUGUCUGGAGAACCUUUCCUACAAAGAUUGGCCAGAAACAUUUGAGGAUUUCUAAUUCAGAUGUAUAGGGUGUUUCAGUUUUUAAAAAGGCAAGGAAGAGGAUGAAAGUAGAGCCGUAUAAAGCAACUCCAAAAGUGGAUAAAUAAAUGCUUUCCUCCCUCUCAAAAUACUAGAAUCUAGACUUAUCCAAUGAAUCUGAAUGUUGGAAGUUUCAGGAAAGGCAAAGGAAAGUGCUUCUUCAAUUUUAUAGCUGAACUAUAAAAUUCAUUCCCACAAGAUGUAAGGAUGACCACCAAACUGAAUGGCUUUUGGAGGGAGUUAGACAAAUUAAGAGGAAAAGGCUAGCAAUAGCUUACAGUCAUGAUGGCUGUACAGUGGCACCUCGGGUUACAUACGCUUCAGGUUACAACUCCGCUAACCCAGAAAUAGUAGCUCGGGUUAAGAACUUUGCUUCAGGAUGAGAACAGAAAUCGUGCUCUGGCGGCGCGGCAGCAGCAGGAGGCCCCAUUAGCUAAAGUGGUGCUUCAGGUUAAGAACAGUUUCAGGUUAAGAACGGACCUCCGGAACAAAUUAAGUACUUAACCCGAGGUACCACUGUUUUACCUCCAACAUCCACAUGCCUCUGAAUACCAAUUCCUGGGGAUUUCAAGCAUGAAGGGUGCUGUUGCAUUCAUUUCUGCUGUUGAGCUACUGAUAGGCAUCUGCUUGGCUAUUGCAAGGUUCGAAUGCUAAAUCUGAUGGGCCUUGGGUAUGCUCUGGCAGGGCACGUCUUAUGUCCUUGAAUGUACUGAAUAAAAUCAAUGAACAAAAAGUUCCAAUUACUUAGAACAUUUACUGUUGACAAGACAACAGUGCUUGCUGGAAACAUUUUUUCAUCAUGAGAAUUAGCAGAGGUUCAUUGGGGAUUCAAGACCUCAAACGUAACAUGACUUGGCCAAUAGUGAAAUCCGCAAUUGGGGGGCGGGGGGGAGAAGAGAGAGCAUUUGUUUCAUUAAAACCUUCUUCCAAGUAAGGCUGAAACAAGGUAUUUUGGUCAAACACUAGUGUUUCCCAAACUUGGGUCUCCAGCUGGUUUUUUUGACUACAACUCCCAUCAUCCCUACUUAAGCAAAACCAGUGGUCAGGGAUGAUGGGAAUUGUAGUCCAAAAACAGCUGGAGACCCAAGUCUGGGAAACACUGGUCUGCACCAAAAGCAGCUGCUUCAUAUCUUCUCCUCUUCCCUCCCAGCCCCUCCAGUAUCAAGUACGGUAAUCUGACUCAGCUCCACUCCAUUGGCUACCAUGUGCAACAGUAUCCAAUGUUUCCAUCUAUUAGAUAUUACUGGGGAAGGAGGGAGAUAUUUUCAGCAGCGGCCUCACAAUCUCCUUAAUGUCUGUUCCAUCCAGUGCAUGCAUGGCACAGCAGCCUAAGCCAACUACAAAGCAAAUAUAUUUUAAAUUAUUUCCCUUGGGGGAUUUCUCUCUUUUUCUUUUUUGCAUUGCUCAUAUUUGCCCUUUAGACACUUGGAAGCUCUGCAAGCCAGCUUGUUGUGCUUUGUGUGCUCCUAAUGAUUAAGGCAGAAUAAAAAAAGCCUGCAGAUGGAACGUAGUUGGACCUGACAUUUCAACUCCGGAUCUGACGAGGGAAUUCAUCUAUCCUAAGUAAACCUUUUCUCCUACAGUGGGAGCUCCUCCAUUUGAGCCUGCAUGAACUUGACUAAAGCUUUGUUAGAAGUCCCCUCGGACAGUGCUGACACUCUCUCAGGUUGCUGACAGCAAAACCCUGCAGAUUGCUCCAGGGCUUUUCUGCAUCGCUUCAUCUGCUGCUAUGAUCAGGUUUUUUAAAGUUUGCCUUGAAGUUUUUGCCUGUGAGGCUCUGAAAGGCAAAUACUUCUAAAAGCAUAUUUGGCAGUUUUGAUGGAAAACCCAGAAAAUCGCACUGAUAGCCUUAAUGAGGAGGGGGUGAAGCACUCGAAUCAACUACAAAGCAGAUUUUGAAGGAGUUGUAUGGUGCUUCAUUACAUUAAAAGGUAGCGCAGUGCAUUCUCGAAUGAUUGGUUUACUGCUUGAUAGGACGUCUUGCUCCUUCUGCAGCCAAUGGCCUUGGUUCAAAGCUACAUAGCUAAGCCUUGCCUAGAGCACCUAAUUAGCACAUCAGCUGUUUGACAGGCAGGGGGCAGCAGGUAAGGAAUAAAUGCAGCACCCUCUUUCAGACAGCUGAUUGGUGCUACUCAGAGGCUCUGACUGGGUGUAUAUUUGCACCACACUGCUGAGAAUCUCAGUGACAGCAGCCAUUUUGUAUACACAAGGCCUACUUAUGAUUGUGGGUAAUAAUUGCAUAUUGCCCCCUAGCUCCAUCAGGGUGAAUAGAUAAUAACUUUCCUCUUCCUCUUCCUCUUCCUCUUCCUCUUCUUCUUCCUCUUCUUCUUCUUCUUCUCUUACUUAUUAUUAUUAUUAACUUACAUAUUAUUAUUACAGUUACAUAUACUGGUAAAUAGAUUAUAGCAGGUAUAGUCAACAUGGUGUCCCUAAGACGUUGUUGGACUCCAACUCCCAUCAGCCCCAGUCAGCAUGGCCAAUGGCUAGGGGCAGUGGGAGUUGUAGUCCAACAACCCUGAGACCGCAAUACCUCUCAAUGGCUACCUCUUCUUUAUAGAGUUACUCACUAGGGCUUGAUUCCUCCCAGAUCCUGAGUUGCAUUUGCUUUGCAGCUGUGUGAAUGUAUCACUGUAGCCUGAAAUAUACAAUCAAAUAUUCCUUCUACUAAUGUGAAGGUAAGGGAGGUAUUUACUUGCAGUAUCUAUAAUAAGAAAAUCCAACUUCCACUCCAAUGCUUUUCCUAAACCCAUGUCACGGCCAUCUUUAAAUCUCACUUUUUCCUUUUAAAACCCUAACUUUCCAAUAUCCCGGUAACUGUGGGGUAUAGAAGUGGUACACAGUCAGUCAGAUACAUAUAUUAUAUCUAACAAUGGCUUACAUUUAUUUAUGACAAGAUAAUUAAGUGUGUAAGCUUAUCUGGCAACUUUAAAAUAGCAAUAUAUCCUUAAAUGAGUGUGCACUUUAUCAACUUGUGACUGUCACUAUUUAUUAUUUAACAAAAUUUAUAUACUGCUUGAUGGUAGUAAACUGUUUAGGUGGUUUAAAAGAUAUAUUGAAAUUGGCAAUAAAAAACAGCAAAAAAUCAUAAUUAAUAUUAACUGUAAACAAGACUAAAACACAUCAACAUCUGCAUAUACUAUUAUACUAAAGGAGCUUUAAUGAAGCAGUUAAUUAAAAUCCUUUAACCAAAUUGCCCUUUUUAUUCUCUCUGUCUCAGUUAAGUUUCAUCAACACUAUAACUGAAAACUAUGCUGGAAGCCCCUUGUUCCAAUCCUUUGCUGGCCCACUGCAGUGCAAGUUUGCCUUCCUGGCCUGGCCUGGAAAUCUUCCUUCUGGUAUUCUGCUGUCAUCUUCUUCUGGCUGACUCCAUAGAUACCAAGAACCAACAACUCUAAUUCAUUCCAAUCAACUAGCCAACUCCAACACUCCUCUGAUGACCAGCACCCAAUCAGCAUCACUUCUUCUGGCCCCACUAAUCCAGCUCUAGCCAAUCAUACUGUCUAACCAAGCAUUCUAAACCUGCACCCACCAAUCAAAAUCAAAAUAUGCAUAUUGUCUGUCUCUCUUUGGCAUACUGAGAAUUCUAACUCACUCCUGCCAGUUACGGCCCCACAUUAACAGUUAAACUAACUCUCAACAAACCAAACAGAAAAUGUUCCUCAUCAAACACAUUGCAAUGUACAUUAUAAUUCAUAUGUCACAACACAUUGCACAAUACCCGUUACAACGCAAUUCAGGUAAACAGGAUUCUUUUCACAGUUACAAGCUUACAAAUAUCAGAUCAGCAACUUGAAAAAAAUAUUGCAGAAUAUUUUUCCUCAUACGAAAACACAAGAACCAGUCAUUAGUCCAUCCAAUGCCGUGUUGCCUAUAUUAAAAGCCCACCUGGGUUUCAGAUGGGGGUAUUUCACAUGGAGAGGUCUUCUGAAAUGAAAGAAGGGAUGGAUAAACUGUUGCCCUUCAGAUGUUACUGGACUACAGCUCCCAUCUUCUCUGACCACAGGCCAUGCUGGCUGGGGAUGAUAUCAGUUGGAGUCUAUAAAAACUCUAAGCAGUAUUAGUAGGAAAUAUAUGGCACUGGGUGGUUUUCCUGUUGGACUUAGCAAAGGCUGUAGAUGUGCUUCCUGUUCAAACAGAAGUUCCUAAAACAUUCACCAUGAAAUCCCCCUUUUAAAAAAAUUAGUGGACAAAUAUUUUCUGAAUAUUCUCUGGGUGCAUGGAAAUUCGCCUAAUGCUCAUAUUAAUUGCACUCUUGUGUAUGUUUUUCUCUUCUCUCUCCCCAGUAUUGCUUUUGCAGCUACCCAGGGGAUAUGUUCCUUCCUAUUCAAAAUAACAGGCCUUUUCCUGUAAUCUAUACAGGAUUCACAUUCACAAGCAGCCAUCGUUAGGCAAGAAAAUUCAGUUGAAAAGGCUAAUGUUCUGGAUGUUCUGUAUGCUUCUCACCAUGCUAUAGAAUUUCUGCUUCUUCAAUUAGCAAUCAUUCCCCGUAGAAAUUGAUAGCUGAAGGACUGAUGGCCAAUAAUGUCCCAGAGAAUGCAAUACCCAUUUGAUUGUUGAAUGAAAGAACUUAUCAGCUGGAAUGAUCCCACAUGUCAUCUUUACAGCUGCCGAGAGAGGAUGACUGUAAAGAGUCUGGUGUGGUAUUAACAAUAUUCAUUGCUCUAAUGGAAGAGUUGGAGUUUGUAUUUCGGUGUGACUCAUCGGCACUCAUCACACCACUUAUUCAUUUCAAUAUACACGUAUGUGCAUUUCUGUAUCUAUACACACAUAGUGGAAAAGAUUGGUGGCUUGGUGAGGUGCAGCGGGGAGGAUAUGUUCCUGAAAAUGGCCCUCCUUCCAGUUUCUCUGAUGGGUGCCUUCAUUCAGUAGAGGGGGCAUCAUUGGUUACCAUCUACAGUGGUACCCCGGGUUACAGAUGCUUCAGGUUACAGACUCCGCUAACCCAGAAAUAGUACCUUGGGUUAAGAACUUUGUUUCAGGGUGAGAACAGAAAUCGUGGGUGGCGGGGCGGCAGCAGCGGGAGGCCGCAUUAGCUGAAGUGGUACCUCAGGUUAAGAACAGUUUCAGGUUAAGAACGGACCUCCAGAACGAAUUAAGUUCUUAACCUGAGGUACCACUGUACUAUUUCUCAGUAACAUGGGUUCAAUAGCAUGAUAGCAGCCGAACUGCUCUCCCAGUCCUGGUGCCAUUGCUGCUUACCUGGAUGGUAAGACGCCUGAGCAGUGUGGAUGUACCUAUAGGACCUAGGGGAGCAGGUGGCUCAGUGGCUUGCUGAUCAGAAGGUUGGCGGUUCAAAUCUCCUGUUGCUCUGUCCCAGCUCCUGCCAACCUAGCAGUUCGAAAGCACACCAGUGCAAGUAGAUAAAUAGGUACCACUGUGGCAGGAAGGUAAACGGCGUUUCCGUGCACUCUGGUUUCCGUCACGGUGUUCCGUUGCCCCAGAAGCGGUUUAGUCAUGCUGGCCACAUGACCCAGAAAGCUGUCUGUGGACAAACACCGUCUCCCUCGGCCUGGAAGCGAGAUGAGUGCCGCAGCCCCAUAGUCGCCUUUAACUGGACUUAACCAUCCAGGGGUCCUUUACCUUUACCUUUUUUUUUAACCUACCUAUAGGACCACCACCAUCAAUCCAGCACUCCCACUGGUAAUGGGGUGCAAACACAAAUAACGGUAUGGACCCAGGUAAGCAGCAGUGUCAUCAGUGGUGAGGGGGUGCCUCUGCAGCUGUACCCAACCACAUGUGCCACUGCUAGUCUUGAAUAUGAAGACCAGGAACCAGAUCAUUCCUGAGCUCUCAGAAUGCUGCCAACACAACAGGCCAAUUUAGCUCAACAGUGGAGGAGUGCAUGUUUAGUAGCUCAGAAUCUGCUUCUUGAUGUCAGGAUUCAAAGAAUCCAAUCCCUCCCAUGGUGACAGCCAAGAAGCAGAUAAACAAGAAGAGUUCUUACCAAGUAGUUUAUUCAGUUUUCACAGAGAUGGAGGAAUGUAGUCUCUAUUAAAUAAUGGCGUUGCUCUGAGUAAAGUCCCAUCCCCUCUGUCUCUUCUAUUCUAGGUCAUGCCUGCGUUGGCUGAUCUGAGCUUUCUGCUUCUGAGCUCUCUGUUCUACUACUUUCAAUGCCUGCCUGGUCCUGGGAAGGGGGGGGGUCAGGAAUGCUUUCCAAAGACACUGAGUCUGUAAGCUGUCUCUCUCCUGGUGAUUCUUCUUCCUGCUGUUCCUCUCCCAAUAUUUCCCAGCUUCUCCCCUUUGCAGCUUCUGAACUAUGACCUUCUGCAAACCACUGUUUGAAAUCUAUACUGUCCUCCUGUUCUCAGGAAGGUUCCUUCUCAGUCCAGCCCCUGACACUUGAACAAGCUACAAUAUCUGCAUGUCCUAGAGCAUUGCUGAUGCCACUCCCCAACCCACAAUCAUCAGAUGAUGCUGGGAAAGAGAGGAGCCAUUUUUUCCCCCUUAGCCCUUAUUUGGAACCUUCUUCAGAACUCUUGUUCUUCAGCUGCUAGAGUAUUUUGAUCCAGAACACCCCGUGGACCUCAGUGCUGCCCCUGCCCAGUGUUCAAACAAUGCCAAAGCGGCCCUCCUCUUUUCACAGAUGGAGAAUUGUAAAAAUCAAAACAAAUUCGCACAUCAUAGCAUCAUGGUGCUAACACAGAGAAGUAUGACGGUAGCUAUCCACUGUGAACCACAGGAGUUCUUCCAGAUGGAGGUUUAUUGUGGAAUCAGUGCUGCUCUUGCAGGCAAGCCUUUCAUACCAGCCACAUGAUGUCGUGAUCAUCAAAAUGCCUACUCACACUUAAUUUAAAUAAUAAUUUUAAAAUCCUGAUUUCCUCUUACUACAGAAAAUCUAUUAAGUAAAAAUAAAACUCUUACACCUCUGGAGUCAUUGCUGUGUGGAAGCUCAUUAACACUUUUUUGGGGGGGGGGGAGAGAGAGGUGAUUUCAACAAGCCAGUUUGGAGCAGCUUUUCUCUUAAGAUCUCAAAGCAUGUGGAGAAUUACCAUGAAAUUCCAUCCAGACCGAAAUAAAAAUGCAAAAGGCUUUCACAAUACCUCUUUAUUUUAAUUUUGGUAUACCUAAGGUUGUGCACACAUGGCCAAUGGAGCCUAUGUCAUCCACACAGAAGCUAGAUCUGUUGCAUUUUUUUUCUGCCCCUGAAAAGUGCUUCUUGAGAAACUGGUUUCAUUCAAAAAGCAAAAUAUCUUAGCUGAUUGAUUCUGCAUUACCCCACAGUGUGUCUCUUUAAAAACAGAUGAAAACUGGUGUAGGUGGUCCUAGCAAUGAGGGCUGUAUCUGUCAGGAACUCAUCCUACUCUCGAGUAGGACCCUGGCAGAGACACAUGCCUGACUGGCAUGUCCCCUCCCUCUUGGUCGAUUGUUCGGGAGCUUCAAAAGCUUUCUUCAGCCCGAACAUUACAGCGACCGAUUCCAACAGACAUCAGCACACUUAGGGAUCCACAGAGUUUGCGCAGCUUGUGUAACAGACCUCAGCAACUCAGCAUUUUGCCUAAUCCACUUUAUUUACAUAUAAACACACAUGGAACACUGCAAAUGGCUCCCUCUCUCUCUAGCAUCAGACAGCAAAGAGAAAUAACAAAGGACAAUAGUCCCACUUCACGGAACACAGUAACACAAACAUUCUGUCUCCGUCACUUCCCACUCUGUGGAGUCAAAACAUACACCAUCAUGUGAUAGACAAAAAUCCCAUGACCUCAAUCACGGAGCAGGAAUUCUAACAGUAUCCACACCUGACCAAAGACAUUGUGGGUGGUCAUAUACCAAGAUCACAAUAAUCAUUCACCUGGGGCAUGUGAAGGGGGGAAAGGCAGGGAUAACCUAAGCAAAGAGAGGUUUUUCAAUGUGUGUCAAGUAAGUACACCCAGCCUUCUGGAUAGCAGGAUCUGGACUGAAAGGAAUAUGCUGAGGAUGAGCACAAUGGGAACAAACCAUACAUUUUUGCACAAUAGCCUAUAUAUCAAUGUUUCACAAUUUUCUGGUGGCAGCAUUUUCAAAAAGCCUCUCCAAAAGCACAAAGCUUUGUUUGCCCAUUGUGAUACAUGAUAACUAGGCACUGGUAGUGGUAACAUAUGCUAUUGAACUCUUGUGUCCCUUCCUGUGGGGGAAGAAGAAAACAUUUUAAAAGAUGUGCCUGCAGAGGUAUAGAAAUACCUGUGUGUUUGGCCCAGAUUGGGGGAAAGGGAGUGGAGGGCGGUUGAGUAGUGAUUGAUGGGAGAGGCAGAAAACACAGGACAGGAACAUUCCAUCAGGGACUGUCCAGUGAUGUGGAUGGGGAAUAACUGGAGUACCUCUGAAAAAUCUAAAGCUAAUAAACAGAGUUUGUGGAUGACUGAGUAUGAAUCGUGCGCAGAGAAAAACCAGAGAUGAAUGAUCCAUUUGCAACGUAAAACUGUUGAGGUGCCCUUAGUCUAGCUACAUGUCUGGUGUAUUCUUAUCAAGUCGACAAUUUUCAUUUUAAAAUGCUGGGUUCUCAGUGCAACCUGUUGACCUUUUCACUUAUUUAAUAUGUGUUGAGUGUAAAUUUGCUUCUCCCUACAAUCCAGGCAACCCUUUACUAGUCCAACUUUCUAUCUGAUAAUAUCCCCCCCCCCCCGCUCCAAUCCACACAACCUUGACUAGUUUUUAUAUUACUCAGGCAACCCUUUAUUAUAAUGUAUAUGUUCUAGAAUGCAAAGCAUUUGCGCUUUCGAUCAUUCCCCUAUUUCUAAUGUGCUCCUUCACAAAGAUACUUAGCCAUAUUAAAAAAACAAGGCUGCGUGCUUAGCAAACCUGCAUCCUUCAGAUCAAGGGUAUUAUUACUGCAGCCUGACUGCAUCACAUUCCUAUUUUCUCUGCAGUUCUAUUACUGACGGGUGUUUCUUCAGAGCCUGCUAAAAUUGCUUUCUUUUAAUGUGUGAUAGUGAGAAAACCUUUGACAUUUUAUAUCUAGUAUGACCUGGUAUCUCUAGGAAUAGAUUUAUGGAAUCGUUUCCCCACCCCAUCCUUCCUCCCACCCCCUCCAAACUUCCUACGGUCAUCUAUAGAUAAAGAUUUCCCUCUAAAAAAUUCUCCGUCCUUGGAAAUUUCAGUGUGCCUAACUAUCCAGUUUCCAAAGCGCAAUCAAAGUAUUGGAAAUUCUUUACUGUUCAUGGUUUUUUUUAACUUCCAACCCGGGCUCAUGCCCAGUUUUGUGUUUUAGUUAUCCUAGGUAAUUCAAAUCUACCCUCUCAUCCAUUACAAAUAUACAAAACUCCUUCUGACAAUAGUAAAGGUAAAGGGACCCCUGACCAUUAGGUCCAGUCGUGACCGACUCUGGGGUUGUGGCACUCAUCUUGCUUUAUUGGCCAAGGGAGCCGGCGUACAGCUUCCGGGUCAUGUGGCCAGCAUGACUAAGCCGCUUCUGGUGAACCAGAGCAGUGCACGGAAACGCUGUUUACCUUCCUGCCGGAGCGGUACCUAUUUAUCUACUUGCACUUUGACGUGCUUUCGAACUGCUAGGUUGGCAGGAGCAGGGACCGAGCAACGGGAGCUCACCCCGUCGUGGGGAAUCGAACCGCUGACCUUCUGAUCAGCAAGUCCUAGGCUCUGUGGUUUAACCCACAGCGCCACCCGCAUCCCUCCUUCUGACAAUAAGUUACACUUAAAAAAAUUGCACAGGAAUUGUGUGGCCUCUGUCCUGCUUCAUUAUUUCGUAUUGUUGUUGCCUCUCAGUUUUGUUGUCAUCUUAAGAAUAUUGUGUUGUUUUGUUACAUCACAUUUUUAUAACAAACAAUGCACUGGAAGUCUUUAAAUGAAAUGUUCUAGAAUGUGUUUAAAUCAUAAUUUAAAAUUUUAAUUUAUUGAGAGCUAUAAAAAUUAGCAUGAAGAAGAACAAUGUGCACUGUUGACCAAAACUGCUAUGGUAACAGUGACAUGCCUGGCAUUGUGACAUGUCCCCCUGUUGGGUUACUUACCAGGGAACUUUGGCAAGUGCAAGUAUUUGUGGGAAGUGUAAGACAAGGAGAGAGAGGAAGAUGAGAGAAGGAAAGCAAGAAAAGUGUGUUUCAUUAGUUAGGGAGACAUUUUAUUGGUUAGGGGUUAUAGGAUUCAGUUCCAUAAUUAACCAUCAAGAACCCUCCAGUCAUGGCUGGAUUAUCCCCAAAUGACUGUGCUCUGGGACAGUUUAAAUGCUUUAGACUUGCCUUUUUACUUUGUGGCUAUAAUUACAGCAAGGCCAUCUCCAUGUUUUGGAGGGUCUUUUGGCAAGAUUUUCUUGUUGAGACCUACUCCUGCCCACAAGAUGUUUAUGGCAACAAAUUCAUCUUUAUUUUGGAAGUGUCAGGGGGCCCUAAAUUCAGUUUUUUUAACUUUCCCCCAUUCUAUCUUUGGUUGAAAAGGCUUCACAGUCACUUCAGGAUAUGCUGCAGGCGAUGCAAAGUCUAUCCCUUGGCUUCCAAGAAGGAACCAGAAAUCAAAGUAAUCUCUCCGACACCUGGUGACCAGCGAAUGGACACAACUUCUUGACUGUGAGUCCUGCUUCCUGUUUUUUAGGCCUUUCCCAUCUGGCCUGGGAGGGUGGAAAUUGUUCAGUUUGGUUGUGUACUUUUUGUUGUUUAAUUUAUUGUUCACGACUACUUCUGUUAUGUUUCUAAUUAAGUAUUUUUCAUGUUAUCUGCGGCCUUGAGCAUGGUUUCAAUUAUGGAAAGGUGGCAUACAUAAACCAUGUUAUUUGUAUGAUGUAUGUAACUUCAUCAGAUAAUUCAGCUGAGCAAAUGUCCUCUGCUGAGGGAGAAUUAUUGUGAGGCCAGUGAGAAUCUCACUACUUGGAUAAGAAGGAGGCAGUUCUCUGAUUCAAGAAAAUUUUGGAGGGGUGCCUUUGUAAGAAGUAAGAUGAGAAUUAUUUUUCUUUUCUUCUUAAUUUUCUUGUUGUUUCAGUAACAAUCUCCAUGAAGAUAACACACUUGCCGAAGCAAUAGGAAAGUGUUGUGACAACUUAAAGCCACAGCACCUUGGAUGUUAGAGCAGGGGUCAGCAAACUUUUUCAGCAGGGGGCUGGUCCAAUGUCCCUCAGACCUUGUGGGGGGCCAGACUAUAUUUUGAAAAAAAUAAAAAAGAACGAAUUCCUAUGCCCCACAAAUAACCCAGAGAUGCAUUUUAAAUAAAAGGGCAUGUUCUACUCAUGUAAAAACAUGCUGAUUCCUGGACCAUUCACAGGCUGGAUUUAGAAGGUGAUUGGGCCGGAUCUGGCCCCCGGGCCGUAGUUUGCCUACCCAUGUGUUAGAGCACCUUCAUAGGGUUGCCAGUUCAGAUCAGAAUCCACCCAUCUCUCCAUACAUGACUGAGAAUUAAACAAAAACGCCCAUAAACCCUUGGCCACAUCACAAGUUAAGCUGAAUCCCACACUCUCAGAAAUUCUAAAUAAAUUCUAGAGUUCCUUGUGAAUGAGGCAGAAAAACAGAAUGUUCUUUUAUGAGGGGAAAUGUUGGAAAACUGGCAGACAGGUAUCAGUACAACACUACUUCCAGGCUGCAGCUUUAAUUGUGCUUACCUUGUGCUUGUCUGAUAAUAGUAUUUUAUCUUCUUUCUUUUUUAAAAAAAUGUAUCUUAUUGUUUCCAUUACUACAUCAAAGGUAAGAUGUAGCAGCAAAACAUAAACAGAAAUUAUCACUGCCAUCAGAAAGAAAUGUGUAAAAUAAAACUUAGGAGUGGAAAUGUCACUUUUGGUAUAUUGUGGAGAAAUAACUGCUGUCUUCUUUAAUUCUAAAAAUGGGAGGCUCAGAGGAAUAUAUCUUUUUGCUUGUUGGGACAAAAGAAGAGGUUAUGAAAACUAUCAGAUGCAAGGAAAUGAGCCCCACUUCUGUGGCAUCAUCACGAAAGUACACUUGAUCUACAUUCAGCAGCAAAGGGUGUACUGGGCAUAGCUGUCAAGCGGCCCUUAUUUGGCGGGGCAGUCCCUUAUCCCAGCGCCGUGUCCCGCUGCUGCCCCUUAUUGAUGAUGUCCCUUAAAUAAGCUACUGAAGGUAAUGGGGCCCUUUCUAUGUCCAGCUGUCCUUUGUCAACAACAAAUUGUUGCUGUUUUUUUGUGUUGAAUAUAUGCUAAAUGGUAAUUUAUGGACCUAAUAGGUAUCUAAAGCCAUUUGCACAAAACAAAAUAUGUAUUUUAUCAAAGUAAUUGUUGAUCCCUUAUUUUGGCUGCUGUUCCCUUAUAUUCGAGGCUGCUGGUCCCUUAUUUUCAAAUCUGUAAGCUGACAGCUACGGUACUGGGAAGCCCUGGGACCCACACGCAUGUCAGAGACAACAGGAAAUGGGAACACACAGAGAAAGCUGGUCCAGCAUAAGAGAAAUGUUGCACAUUCAAGGUCAUUGACUGACUCGAGAGAGCAUUCACUGAUGAAGGAAGAUCGAAGGACAGCUUGAGGGGGGAAACUGGUUUGGUUCAACUGCAUGGUGACACAUCUCUGGGAACAGCCAUGGGAAAACAAGUCCUCUGCAUCAAAGAGGCGAAAUAAAGUAGGUGAAGCGACUGUGAGCGGACGGCUGGGAUUUUAUACCAACUCAGCAGAACGCGGAUGAAAGAUUAAUGAUUUAAAAGCAAGGACAGGGGGAAGGAAUGUGACGAGGAAGGUCUUCUGUAUCUGUAGAAGAGGAUGCUCAGCGAGGGGAGUGACAGUUAAUAAUUGAAGAGAUUAGGAGUUUCAUAAUGCAAUGAGGAAAGUUCCUUGAGGAGCCUAAAGCUCAAGGGCCUGCAACAGAAAAGCACAAACACCUUAUGGUAAUUCUCAUGCAUUCUUUUGGGUAGCAUACUGGCCAUGAUCCAAAGGCUUCCAGUACUUGUUAAGUAUAGUGAUUUACUUUACUGAAACUGGGAAUGCUGAAAUGCAUUACUGUGUGUUUAAUUCUGGAAUGUUCCCCAGUAACUCUCACGCGAUUGGUUAGCUUUGGUCACAUGACAAGUAUCUUAUUACAUUCUCCAUUUUGUUUUGUGUGCGAGUGACUUGGCCGUAAUGGCUGCAUCUCCAUGAACACUGAUGAAGAGACGGUGUUAGUUAAGUCACUCUCUAAAUUCAAUAGAGGAGAGGAGUGCUAAUGUUGCUGUGUGAAUGUGUGUGGCAGAAAGAAGCACAAAAGUCAAUGAUCUCCCAAAGAAGCAGUAAGGAGAAGUCUGCUGGAAGGAGAAAGUGGAAAUUACUCUGAAAGAAUUGCAUGGCUCAGAUGGGUAUUUCACAGAAGGCUGAGUGCAAGUACUGAGAGAAAAACACAGUUUGUUUGAAUGUUUAAGGAAGAAGUUGUAAUCUUCAACUAAGCCCAUGCUUGGAUGAGCAUGUGAAUGUAAAGACUUUGCAUAUAUUCUUCUUUAUCUAUAUGUUCUGCAAGCAAAAGCUUUCUGAAUAUCUUAACAAGUGUUUGGACAUUCUUUUAAUUUCAAGAAAAGAGUCAGCAUUGCACAUGAUUUGGCUUCCCAACUACGAUUUAGCUACUCUACCAAUAUUGUUCGCCUGGAGUUUUUCAACAUCUGUGAGAACAGAGUUUUUCCUCAAUUUAAUUGAGUAGCCGUUACACAUUCGGGAUUCUCUGUGUCCAGGUAAGCCUUUGCAUGUGUGAAAGGACAGCAGAAUCAGAGCUUUUGAAGCUUUCAGAAGGUUCUGACUGUUUAGCAUCUCCUGGCUUUCCCAGUGAUUAUUUCUUUUUCACAUUUUCGGAUUUCUCACAUAAGAAAUUCCAACAGCCCUUAUGGUGUUAGUUUCUUUGGAAGAGGACCACCAGGGCACUGUAUUGCCUUUGCAAAAAUCUGCUUAUUUACAAAUGAUUAUCACAGUAUGUCCAGUAUUAUAAAUCAUUUAAAUAAAAGAAUAAAUAAUACACUCUGUAAGCCAACUCCAAAUCACAACAGCCACUUGUAGUUCCAAGCAAUCUAUUUCAAACCUACAUGAUAUACAAAAGUGGCUUACCAGGUUGGGCAGAGCUGCUGCACUAGCUUUCUGGCAGGUGGAACUGUAAUUUACCAGGAGAGUAAAGUGGUGGGGAGGGACGCGGGUGGUGCUGUGGGUUAAACCACAGAGCCUAGGACUUGCCGACCAGAAAGUCGGCAGUUUGAAUCCCCACGACGGAGUGAGCUCCCGUUGCUCGGUCCCUGCUCCUGCCAACCUAGCAGUUCGAAAGCACGUCAAAGUGCAAGUAGAUAAAUAGGUACCACUCCGGCGGGAAGGUAAAUGGUGUUUCCAUGUGCUGUUCUGGUUUGCCAGAAGCGGCUUAGUCAUGCUGGCCACAUGACCCAGAAGCUGUACGCCGGCUCCCUCGGUCAAUAAAGCGAGAUGAGCACCGCAACCCCAGAGUGGGUCACAACUGGACCUAAUGGUCAGGGGACCCUUUACCUUUAAAGUGGUGGGGAAGUUGGCAUGGUGUAAACAUACCAGACACCUGAUCCGGCAUUCCUGCCAAUGCAUUUGCACCUUGCCAACCUCCCCACCCCCUCAACCCUUUCCCCCUUCCUACCAGUAAGCAACAGUGACCAAAUUGCUGGGAAACUAGCAUAGGAGGUCUGCCACACUCAUGUAUUACAUGGGGAAAUCCAUAGAAUAGUGGAAACAUCUUCCAAGGUAUUGUCAUGUUCACACUUGUAAGAAUCUGUAACUUUGAAUUGAUGAGAGAAUGAAAAUUAAGGGGACGAACUCACUGAAAUUAAGCACUUUUUAGUCCCAUUGAUUCCAAUGGGUGAAUUAAGUACAUGUUUAAAUCUUUUCUGCUGAAAUCAAUGCAACUUAAAAGUGCUUAACCUUGGCUGAAUCAUGUCCUAAUACAUUUGCCAGAAACUGCUAUGCGAUGUUCCAUUUAAAUGUGCAAUAAAUCUCUCUCCCCCGCCCCUUAGCGUCCCAGUAAAAUGAACUGCAAUGAAAAAACCACAAAUAAAUUAUGCAUGUAAUUACAUUUUUAUCUGGUCAUCAUAAUUUAGCAAAUAAGACUUGAAAAUAUCAUCACGGGAAGAAAACACAAGUCAAAGUUCAAAACUCAUUAUCAUUUUUCCAGCCCUCAAUUAAAAUUAGCAUUUGCUUUCCACAUGCAGAACCCCUAUAUAUAUAUCCUGUUUUGUCGAUUUUCCCUUCUAGAAACACACAUCUUUGUUGAUGCUUGAGUGGCUGGGUUUAUUUGUGGGGGGAGGCCAAAGUAAGGAAGAGAAUACUUAUCUCUAUUUAAAAGUUGUUGUAUUUUUCUACUUUAGGGCUUUCAGAAGCCUCCAAUGUCAAUAUACCUUUCUGCUGAUAAAAUGGGAUUUUGUUUACUAGACGUUUUUACAGCCAAGUAAUAAAAACCCGAAUAUCAGGAGAGGCAGGCGCACAUGCAUUUAAACAGUGAUAUGUUCAAAUGUUUGGCACUGGCAUUCAGAAGCAUAUUUUAUUGUGACACGGCAAAAUGCCAGCCGUUACGACAGGUAGACUGUGUCAGGAAAGAGGAGUUGCAUAUUGGAAGGGAAAAUGGGAAACUGUCCAGUUUGAGGCCAGGCUAUCAGAGGCACGCCAGAAUCGCAAGGAGGAGUUUGUUUUAGGGUGGUGGUUUUUUUGCAUCAUUUGCUGCAGGAUCUUUCAAAACUAGAUUUGCCAGAGAUUGAACCAUCUGACAUUGAGGCAUCCCUUGGAAAGAUGCUAUGUACUAAUACCCACUGUGAAAUCUCUUGCCAGGGAUAGUGAAGCGUCCCAAGGGUAGAGGCUAAGUUCUGCCCUCCUUUUACUAGUGCCCGUCAGUAUAAUUCCAUACAGGGCAAAUUUUAUACAUACCUAUUCAAGUGCCCCCACUUUGCCUGAGUAUGCUGGGAGUUCCAUUAAACUCAAAGUUGCCCCCAUUUGAGUUUAACGAAACUCCCAAUGAAGACAUCCUGCUUAUUUGAACUGAGCUUUAAUGGGUAAUGGGUAACACAUUCUGACACCUGUGUUGUAAUAUAUAUCAUAGUGUAUUUGAUGGGCAAAGUUUUCUCUCUGGUAAGGCGAAAGUCGGUUUAACUGCCAUGCGGAGCUUUAACUGGUGGAGGUGAGUUAGAAUUCUCAGUAUGCAAAAGGAAGAUACAAGGUAUGCAUAUUUUGAUUGGUGGGUGCAGUUUUAGAAUAUUCAGUUAGACAGUGUGAUUGGCUGGGGCUGGAGUAGUCGGAAUAAAAGUAUACAUGUGGCUGGGUGCUUGCCAGCAGUAAGUCAGUUUGAAUUGUGAAUUGUGGUUAAUGGGUCUUUUGGUUUUGGGUCAUGUGGGAAUAGCAAGGCAGAUCACAUGCCUAAGGAAAGCUUUGGGACUUAGUGACAUUGUCUUUGUGUUGCUGCUGUCCAUUUUCAAACUGAAACUUAGACUUUUCAGAGUUUUGAAUGGGACACUGGGCUCUUCAGAAUGGUUUGGGAGCAAUGACUGUGGUGUUUAUGGGGUGGAGAAAGCAGUUGAUCAUGUUCUAUGGGGUCUAUUCAACCUGACACUUUUCCACGCCAAGACAAAAAGUGUGUGAGAUGUGGUUUGCAGAUGAUGUAGUAUUGACAGUGUACUCCAAGGAAACUCUACAGAGACUCAUCAACCAUUUUGCCCAAGUCUGCAUGGAGUUUGGCCUUAGCAUCAGCCAGAUGAAGACUAACAUCCUGGUCCAUUAUGCUGCCAAGGAGCUCUAUGGGAAGCUGGCUUCAGGCAUCAGAGUCGUUGGCAGACCAACUCUGCAUUACAAAGCUGUGGGAAUCCCUUGCAGAUGAUUGCAGUGCUUGGAGACAAUCAGUCAGGUUUUGUAUCCACAGCAGUGACCAGAGGACGAAUGACCACUGGGAGGAGAACAGAAAGAAGAAACGCCAUUAUACACCUGCAGCAGCACAACCGGACACUUUCAUCUGCCCAGCUGCAACAAAACAUGUCUCUGCCAUAUCCAGUCUCUACAACCACAGCAGACACUGUCACUCUCCAAAGGUUUAACUUCAACCUUGAAGGUAUGUUCUUCCAUUGCCUCCCAAGACAGAUGGAUGACAACCAUAGCCUCAUCCUGGCAAGUCUUUCUUGGACACAUAACAGCAUAAUUUAACAUUGGAAGCUGUGUUUGCUUCAAAUAUCUUUAACAAUGCUACAAAUGCCUAACAUCAUGCAGUGGCUCUCAAUUAUUGCAGGCAUGUCCUUUAAGAAUAAAUGCAUCAGGCAGAAAAAACAACUGCCUUUUCAAUGGGGGAAACAAAUUAUAUUGACAUCUAAUGCUGAGACCAAAUUAUAGCUAAGGAGUAAGAAGAAGAAUUUCCCCAGUGGUGAAAAGCCACAAUCAUUGAUAGGUACCCACUGAAAAUAUGGGCGGCGAAAGAGAAGAUUCAGACAUAUUAUGGUUGCUGUGGAAACCUCUGGCUUUCAGACUGGAAGAAUAUGCCCAACAAGAGUAGGGAGGGACAAAAAGGUAAAUUUUGGGUUCUCUCGCUUUCUUCCCCAGUCUUUCAUUCAGUUGGCCUCAUUUCCACAUCAGCUUCUGGGGAUGAGGAUUAAAAGCCCACAUGAAUAUUUGCAUGCAUUUCUGCGACAUUUCUCCUAAUAUAUACAAUUAGUAUGCCUUCAUAGCCUAUAAUUUCUUUUUUGCCGAACUAAUGUCCAUAAUACAAUGCCUUUUUGUAUGUUAUUGUAUGUAUAUACCCUUUCUCCUAAUACAUGUGAAAUAAUGCAUAAUAAUGUGAAAUGCAUAGGAGUACAAAUGGCAAAUGAUGGUUGGAUUUUUAUUCAUGGGUUAAUUGAGGAAAUACACUUUAGGUGGGUUUGCAUUAAAAUGCAACUCAAAUGAAUUCCUCCCUGUCUUGAAAGGAGUGUCGGGCUGCUGGGCACACCACAUCAUCAAAUCAUGAUGGCGGUCUUCUCCAAAGAGCUGAGGCUGUGUAUAUCGGGGUUGUGAAUUUGUGGCCUUCCAGCUGCUGUUGGACUCUUCCAUCCACCCAAGCCAGCAUGUCUAGUGGGCCGGGAUGCUGAGAAUUGUAGUUCGUCAACAUCUGGAAGGCCACAUGUUCCUGGUGUAUAUGAUCUAUGUGUUCAUCUGUGAAUAGACAAAACUUACGUUUACACAGCAGAGUUGUGAUUUCUAACUGAGCAUAAAAAUCAGUUUGAUGAGAAUAAAGAAAAUGUUUCAUAGCAAAGGACACAAAAGACCCACAACUGUUUGAAUGGCUCAGUUUUUUAAGCUGCCAAAUAGGCAAUGGCACCUCCCAUUUCGUGGAGGAAAUCAAUAUGACGCCUCUAAGUAAAAUCUGCAAGGAGAAAAAGAGUUCAGGCACCUUACAGGGUUGCCAUUGUUUCUAGUUGCUGUAGCAGUUAAUGAGUAAAUCAUCCCAUUGUCAUGAAGUUUGCAAGAAGUAGAGGGGAUAUGUCAAAGAUAAAAGGGAAAAAGUAAUAUGUGUGGCAUGUUUACUAUCUAGAUUUCUCUUAACAGAAAGAGAGGCACCCUGUUGCUAUGACUUCUUUGUAUCCCGUCAAGCUAGACGUACACGGCACAUUAUUUUCACACCACCAGUUCUUUCUUGUCCAAAAUGCACUGCAGCCCCUCCCCCCGGCAUUCAGAAAGGAAAACCACACUGGACUUCUAAUUAGAUUGCCACUCGUUUCUGCAAGCACUAACUCGAAACCAGAAGUGUUUGUCAAAUGACCGCCACACAACUCUGAAAGUAAUUGGUAGAGAUUGGAAUGGUGUCUUUCUUCCAGAAAUCAAAAACUCGGCACACUAUGACAGUGUGGGCCUUCUAUCCCAUUCUCAUGUUCAAACCUGCGUGUGGGAGGCCACUAGAAGUGCUUCAAUUUAGUGGACUCUGAGGUCCAGCUCCAAAGGCCUUCUGGCAGUUCCCUUGCUGUGAGAAGUGAAGUUACAGGGAACCAGACAAAAGGCCUUUUUGGUAGUGGUGCCCACCCUGUGGAAUGCCCUCCCAUCAGAUGUCAAGGAAAUAAACAACUAUCUGCCUUUUAGAAGACAUCUGAAGGCAACUCUGUAUAGGGAGGCUUUUAGUGUUUGGUGUUUUAUUGUGUUUUAAUAUUCUGUUGGGAGCCACCCAGAAUGGCUGGGGUGGCAUAUUAUUAUUAUUAUUAGGGCUUCCAUAGGCAUCAGGCUGGCCACUGUGAGAACAGGACACUAGACUGGAUCGGCCUUUGUCUUGAUCCACCAGGGCUCUUAUCUCCUUAUGUUCAAUGUGUCCAUACUGUAAACAAGAACUUGAAAGAGCUGCUCAUCAUCUGAUUUCUCCCCAUCACCUGAAUGUCACUGGCACUAAUAGGAAGAAUCACAAAUGUUCAUGAGGACUGGUGGCAGCGUGGCUUCAAUGGCUGUUGGUUCCUCCUCUCUGGAGCUCAGCUUCCUCUUCCUCCUGCUGCUGCCACUGGCCAGGGACUGCUUCCUCUGUCUUUCCCUUACACGGCAGGACUCAGAGGAGCCGCUGGCUGCUGAAACUGUGUCAAAUGACAACACUUUGGAGGUCCCAAGUCACAAGGUAGUUAGAUUGGUCUGUCUUUUCAGUACUGGCCCUGACUUGGUGGAACGCUCUGUCACAAGAGACUAGGGCCCUGCGGGACUUGAUAUCUUUCUGCAGGGCUUGCAAGACAGAGUUGUUCUGCCUGGCCUUUGGUUUGGACUCAGUCUGACCCUUAUGUUUCCCUCCCCUUAUGGUUUUGAUCUAUGGGCUACUAUUAAAAUGAGGCUGCAUUUUAAAUUGUAUUUUAACGCGUAUUUUAAAUUGGUUUUUUUCCCUCCCCCCCAUUAUGUUUUUAUUGUAAUUUUACUGGUGUUAGCCGCCCUGAGCCAGGUAUUAUUAUUAUUAUUAUUAUUAUUAUUAUUAUUAUACUCUGCUCAACUCCACAAUUGGACUCUCCUCCUCCUCCUGCCGCUGCCACAGGACGUGAUGCUGGACAGAACACUGGUUGAUGAGAGGGAUGAGAGGUAGAAUGGGUGGUCCUUUCUGGACAGUGUGCUACAGCCUCUGCAGACCAGGAAGGAUCCUUGCAACAGACCCUCCAAGUGUCCCUAUUUUCCAGAGAUGUCCCUAUUUUAGAGAAACUACCCUGGUUUCUGAUUUGAUCCCAGAAUGUGCCGCUGUUCCUUAGGAUGCCCCUAUUUUCAUUGGAGAAAUUUUGGAGAGUAUGGUAGGAUGUCCCUAUUUUCAUUGUAGAAAUGUUGGAGGGUAUGGUGUUCUCCAAUCCCUGAGUCGUCUGAAGGCAAUCCUGUAUAGGUAAGUUUUUAAAAAUGUUUAAUGUUUUAUUAUGUUUUUAUAUAUGUUGGAAGCCGCCCAGAGUGGCUGGGGCGUCCCAGUAAAAUGUGUAGGGUAUAGAUACUGUAGUAAAAAUAUCAUUAUGGAAUGGGAUGUCCCUAUUUUCAUUGGAGAAAUGUUGGAGGGUAUGUUGCAUAUCCCUGAACCAUAAAGUCUGCAAUCCUAGCUACAUAUAAACACAGUUUGAAAUUUGGAUUGAGACUCCCACUUCACAGCAUCCUCAUGUAAAUCAUGCUUGUGCAGCUCACAUAGCUCCUGUAUACUAACUACAGCACAGAGGAAUUCUCAGUUGGUAGAGCAUGAAACUCUUAAUCUCAGGCUAAUGAGUUUGAGCCUUAUGUUGGGUAAAAGAUUCCUGCAUUGCAGAGGAAUGGACUAGAUAACCCUUGUGGUCCCUUCCAACUGGGAUUCUAUGAUUAAUUCUAUGAUUUGUAUGGUACAAAAGUGUAUGCCACAAAUACUUGUUUAUUAGUCUCAUGGCCACCAGGGGGCAUUGCUUACUGGGAUCAAUAUAUAUAUAUAUAUAUAUAUAUAUAUAUAUAUAUAUAUGUAUAUAAUCUCCAGCAUGGGUCAAUAUAGGAGUGUGUCAAGUUUCAUAUUUUAAGCACAAAGUACAUUAUUUUCGGCUGAACCUUCUCCUUUUGCUUUCUUAAUUGCACGAUUCAGAUUUGAACCUCAAGAAUACAUGAGACUAUUUCUCAAUGGUUGAUUCCUGGCAAUGCUUCUGAAAUUGGGCACAUAGCUCAAUAUCAGACCUUAUUAUGCUGCAUAUGUAUAGAAGAUACAUUGGAGGAAGGACUUAAUUAAUUGACUUGCUAACAUGCCCUUCUAAAAAUAAAUAAAUACUUCAGAGUCCAACUUUAAUUCUCAUUAAGAAAUACCAUUAUGACAAACAAGAAAAAUCGAUCAUUUGUAGUAGCAGAGCAACAAUUACAGUUUUUGGUUCCGACAAAAGAUGCCCUUUUUCUGUGCACUUUUGAUCUGUUUUUAAAAAUCCCCAUUCAGUCCAAAGAGAUUUAAGCAGUCUGACUGUGGGCAGGACAGCAGUGCAAAUCGCUAAGAAUAUUUUGGCAUUCAUCUAUACCUGAAGAUUUAAAGAAGUCGGAGAAUAUAUGAUUUAAUUGAAAGCCAAGUUUCUCUGAAUGAUGCAGACAAUAGGAUUAGAUAAAGGUGAAAUCUGAGCUUUCUCCUCCUCAAGUCUUAGUGUUGUAGGUUUUAUGCUGCAAAAGCGUCUUAAGAUUGACAAAAAUAAAAAGCCAGCUUACCUUAAGUAGGUUCUCUCCUCCAAUACGUGCUUUCCUUGAUAGAUAUAUAUUGCACAUCUUCCCCUCCUGUUGCAGUGCUCAUUUUUGACAUCUUCUUUGAAGUCAUUGGAUAUAAGGAAACUACAGCCAAAAGCAAACUUUAAUCCCUACAAAAGAAACUUAUGAUGAAGUCAAAAUGCAGUUGUGUAUUGGUACUGUAUUUAGUAGAUGGAGACGGAGUAAAUAAGAUAAGGAAGACAGAAAAGAGGGCAAAAUGGACAACUGAAUAAGGCCAAGGAUAAGAGGCAAGUUUCUGCACUUUAGCCCAGUUGAGUCUUGAUCAGUCAGGCAAAGUACUAAUGAUUGUGGAAAAACUGUUUUGUCUUAUGGGUCACCACAUCCUGGUCACAUUUUGGGGGGGCCACAAGAAGCACUACUUUUCACUCCCUGAUACUGGGGAUAAUAGCUUCAUUGAUGCACAGGAAAAUGAGGUAGUGCUACGGAAACCUGCAAAAGGGCAGAAACUACAAGAAGAAAGCGGCUGCAGGUUUCAGUUGUUUCUAAUGCACAGAGUAUGGAAAACAAGCAAGAUGAAUUAGAGCUCUUAAUACAGGGUGACAAAUAUGACCUAAUAGGCAUUACUGAAACCUGGUAGGAUGAGACUCCUAACUAGAAUGUAGAAACUGAGGGAUAUAACCUGUGCAAAAGGAAUAGACCAAACAGGAAGGGGGGAGAAGUAGCAUAAUAUGUGGGGAGAUCCAUGACUUGGAGCAUGGAGGGCAGAUUGAGAGUAUAUGGAUAAAAACUGUAGGAGAGGGAAAGAACAGUGACCUUACUGUGGGUGUAUGCUAUAGACUUUCAAGCCAGACUGUUGUUCAAAGUCUUUAUAAACAACAAGGAAGAAGGAAUUGAGGGGAUGCUCAUCAAAUCUGCAGAUGACAUCAAACUGGUAGGGGCAGCUAAUGCUGCAGAAGACAGAAUGUAACAGGAUGGAGAACUGGGCCCAAACCAACAAAAUGAAUUUAAAUAGGGACAAAUUCCUUGGGCAGGAAUGACCAGCUGCACAAAUAUAAAACAGAGGACACCUGGCUUGCCAGUAGUACAUAUGAAAAGGAAACAUGAGUCAACAAUAUGAUGCAGCAGCAGAAAGAGCUAAUGCUUUUCAAGGCUGCAUCAACAGAAGUACAGUGUCCAGAUCAAGGGAAGUCAUAGUACCACUCUGUUCUGCCUUGGUUAGACCACAUCUGGAGUACUGUGUCCAGUUCUGACACCACAGUUUAAGAAGGAUUUUGAUAAGCUGGAACAUGUGUAGAGGAGAUGAUCAAGGAUCUGGAAACCCAGCCUUAUGAGGAACUGUUGAGGGACUUGGGUAUGUUUAGCCUGGAAAAGAGAAGACUGAGAGGAGAAAUGACAGCCAUACUCAGAUAUCUAAAGAGCUCUCACAUGGAAGAUGGAGCAAGCUUGUUUUCUCCUGCUCCGGAGGGUAGGACCCGAACCAACGGAUUCAAGUUACAAGGAAAAGAGAUUCCAACUAAAUAUCAGGAAGAACUUUCUGACAGUAAGAGUUGUUUGACAGUGGAAUGGACUCCCUCAGGAAGUUGUGGACUCUCCUUACUUGGAAGUUUUUAAGCAAAAGUUGGAUGGCCAUGUCUCAUGAAUGCCUUGGUUGAGAUUCCCACAUUAGAGGGGGUUAGACUAGAUGACCUGUGGGGUCCCUUCCAACUCUAUGAUACUUUCCCCUACACCAAUGGGAGCUUUUUAAAAGUAACUGUUGUAGCCACAUGCAAGGCUAUAUUUGUGAAAGGCCAACAUUUGUAAGAGGCAACAUCCUUUCUAUUGUAUUAGUGAAAUACUCACUAAUUUCAUUGAAAUCUAGCACACUCCUUCCUGAAAAACCAAUGUGCCUAAGGGUAAGGUGUUUCCAAGGGGAAAACUAACUUAGCCAUAACAAUCAUGAUGCUGAUACUGAAAGAAAGCAGCCCAAAUGAAGUCUGAAGUUUGCUUUUUUUUUUUAAAUGAUAUUUAUUAAAGUUUCAAUAAAAGAUUAAGCAUAAAACAUAAAAAAGAAAUACACAAUUCAAAAUAUACAAUACAUAAUCUAAAAGAAAAAAAAGAAAUAAAGAAACAAGAAAACAUAAGACAAAAAAGAAAGUAGAACAAUUAAAAACAAUAUCAUCUUUUCGUCUCCACCUUUAAAUUUACUUAUUUUCUGGACCUCCUCGUACCUCCCUCUUUUGUAUUCCAGUUCAAAUUGUUUGUCCAGCAAUUUCUUUCCCUCUUUUUUUAAUCCCAAUCUUAACUCUUAAAAUAGUAUAACAUUAAAAUUUUACCUUUUAAAAACCAAUUAAUCUAUCCAUAGUUUUAAAUCCUAAACAGCUGGAAGCCACUUAUUUUUAAUCCAACAUCACUCUAACAUUCUUUAAUUUUGCAAUGUUUCUGCAGAUAGUCUUUGAAUUUCUUCCAAUCUUCCUCCACCGACUCUUCUCCCUGGUCACGGAUUCUGCCAGUCAUUUCCGCCAGUUCCAUAUAGUCCAUCAAUUUCAUCUGCCAUUCCUCCAGUGUGGGAAGCUCUUGUGUCUUCCAAUACUUUGCAAUGAGUAUUCUUGCUGCUGUUGUUGCGUACAUAAAGAAAGUUCUAUCCCUUUUUAACACCAUUUGGCCGACUAUGCCCAAGAGAAAGGCCUCUGGUUUCUUGGGGAAGGUAUAUUUGAAUACCUUUUUUAAUUCAUUAUAUAUCAUUUCCCAGAAAGCCUUAAUCUUUGGGCACGUCCACCAGAGGUGAAAAAAUGUACCUUCAGUUUCUUUACAUUUCCAACAUUUAUUAUCGGGCAAAUGAUAGAUUUUUGCAAGCUUGACUGGAGUUAUGUACCACCUGUAUAUCAUUUUCAUAAUAUUCUCUCUUAAGGCAUUACAUGCCGUAAAUUUCAUACCUGUGGUCCAUAACUGUUCCCAGUCAGCGAACAUAAUGUUGUGUCCAACGUCUUGUGCCCAUUUAAUCAUGGCCGAUUUUACCGUUUCAUCCUGAGUGUUCCAUUUCAGCAGCAAGUUAUACAUUCUUGACAAAUUCUUAGUUUUGGGUUCUAACAGUUCAGUUUCUAAUUUUGAUUUUUCCACCUGGAAGCCAAUUUUCUUGUCCAAUUUAAAUGCCUCCAUUAUCUGAAAAUAAUGAAGCCAGUCUCGCACUUUGUUUUUUAGUUUUGAAGUUUGCUUUAGACAUUUCCCAGAGACCUUAAAAAUAUGCCGUUUGAUUUUGAACUAAAAAGUAGUAAUUUGCUGAGUGGCACACUGAGCCCUCCUGAUAUGGAUGUUUCCAUAAAUAUUGGGAUUUCUAAAACACAUUUUCAUUUAUUUUAAUACUGGUCUGACUACUAGACCUUUGAACUAUUGCUGUAGUUCAAGGAGCAGGUUGAUGUCCUACUGUGGCUUUUGACAUAGACUGACUGAAAUCACGUUCUUAAAAGCAAUGCCCAAAACACAGGUUGUUUAACCUGCUGCAGCAGUCUAUAGACCAAGAUUAGGAAUGUUGCAAAUGCAGAUACAAUUACUGUACAUAAGAGCAGAAUACAAGCACAAUAUAACAGGCGGCGGCAGCCAGAAACCCAUUAAAAAAGAAAAAAGAAAAAAAGACGUGCACUCACCCUGUAAGAAGAGCUGGGGGGGGGCAUGAUCUCACACACUACCCAAUAGUGUGCGGUUUUGGGUGCUGUGCCCCCCAAAAGUGCUUUUUCAGGGUUACUAUCUCACACACGGGUCACAUGACUCAUGCAGGAGUGUGGUCCUGGAAAAUGGCAGUCCAGGUUUCACCUGGAGGGUGUGCAUAUUCAGUCCUAAGGUUCCCCACUUUUGAGCUAAUGGAUCUAUGUGGUGAAGAAGCCAAAAGGGGAGCAGUUAGUUAGCUGUAAAUCCCAGAAAAAGAAAAAUUGCAGAAGGAUAUGACCCCCACUUUCCACUAUUGUUGUGCUGAAACGGGCCCUUCAGUUUCUCAUGUUUUCCCUUUGUGAAAUGUGAUUCCAUUGUUUAGGGUUGGGGAGGAUUCCACUCUGCUCUGUAUUUUGGAGCAAACGAUCGCAUCCCUCCCCAUCCCUGAGCCAUGCACAGAUUAGAAUGCAAAUCUUCAGGGUGAGAUGCAUGAUCAAUAGCUGACGCACAUUAACUGUGCUUAUGAGGUGGUCAGAGGGCUACCUCUUUCUUCCUUUCAAGAUGUUAAGCUGCUUAGAGCAGCUCCAUGGCCACCCAGUAAAAAAUAAAUAAAAAUCUCUUUCAAGAUACACUAGAAAGUGACUGUAUGCUGUAGUGUACAGUCCCAAGUUGUUGUUGUUGUUUAAUCGUGUCCGACUCUUCGUGACCCCAUGGACCAGAGCACGCCAGGCACUCCUGUCUUCCACUGCCUCCCGCAGAUUGCUCAAACUCAUGUUCGUAACUUCGAGAACGCUGUCCAACCAUCUCCUCUGUCGUCCCCUUCUCCUUGUGCCCUCCAUCUUUCCCAGCACCAGGGUCUUUUCCAGGGAGUCUUCUCUUCUCAUGAGGUGGCCAAAGUAUUGGAGCCUCAGCUUCAGGAUCUGUCCUUCCAGUGAGCACUCAGGGCUGAUUUUCUUCAGAAUGGAUAGGUUGGAUCUUCUUGCAGUCCAUGGGACGCUCAAGAGUCUCCUCCAGCACCAUAAUUCAAAAGCAUCAAUUCUUUGGCGAUCAGCCUUCUUUAUGGUCCACCUUUCUUCUUUAUGUUCCCACACCCUCCAAUAUUUCUCUAAUGUUAAUAGGGGAGUCCUAUUCCACCACUACCACCACAAUCGUAAUUAUACCCCACCCAACUGGGUUGCCCCAGCAACUACGCAACUUCCAACAUAUAUAAAAACAUAAGAAAACAUGCAACAUUUUUUUAAAGCUUCCCUGUACUGUCUUCAGAUGUCUUCUAAAGGUUGUAUAGUUACUUAUUUCCUUGGCUCGGGGGUCACAUAACUCUAUGCCCUCCAACAUUUCUCCAAUGAAAAUAGAUAUGUCCUAAGGAAAAGUGGGACUUUCCAGGAACAAAUCAGAAACCAGGAUGGCUUCUGUAAAUUCGAGACUGUCCCUUGAAAAUAGGGACACUUGGCAGGUCUGCAGUCUGUUCCUAGGAAUUUUACAGAUAACAAGAUGGCUGUUCCCAUUUACUUAUGCUGGCAGCCAUAUUUUUCCCUGUACAAUGUGUCUGGUAGUCUUAGUGGAGAUAUGGGGAUAUAGCCGUUUAUGCUAAGAGAGCCUUUCCCUUGCUGUCUUUCAGUAUUCUUCAUGUUAAAUGUUUCCAACUGGCAACACACACACCCUCCCUGGUGUGAGUGUUUGCACAUAAGUAAUCUGAACCCCCGAAUAGGGCAAGUCCCUGUUUGAAUAAAUUAUGCAAUUCAACACAGGUUGGAGGAGAAGAGAGGGGGGAAUUCGCCUGCCGCAGGCUUUCGUACAAGAGCACAGCAGACCUAACAGCUCAAAUCAGAGUGAAUACAUAAAAAUGUCAAUACCUUUGCAGGGAGAUUUUGACAACACUGCUCUUGGGAGGCGUGUGCAGCCUUCAAGGCCCACUCGGAUUCUGCUGUUGCUGAAUAAGUCUUCCCCACCACCUUCCAAGCUGGGCCACCUUCUUGAUGAGGUGAAGAGCCUCGGAACAAGCCGACCCCAGUUCUUUAUUUCAUUUAUUAUUUACUUACCUAAAACAUUUAUAUCCCAUCUUUCCAAAAACUUCAAGGCAGCUAACCAUGAGAAAGGAAUACAAUACCCGGAGUUGUUGUUGUUGCUGUUUUUUGUUUGCUUGCUUGUUUGUUUGUUUGUUUUAAAAGCCAUUCAAAGCAAUCAAGACACAGUGGUACCUCGGAUUAAAGAAACUUCAGGUUACAGACGCUUCAGGUUACAGACUCUUCUAACCCAGAAAUAGUACCUCGGGUUAAGAACUUUACCUCAGGAUGAGAACAGAAAUUGCACGCCAGCGGCUCGGUGGCAGCAGGAGGCCCCAUUAGCUAAAGUGGUACCUCAGGUUAAGAACAGUUUCAGGUUAAGAACAGACCUCUGGAACGAAUUAAGUUCUUAACCCAAGGUACCACUGUACAGUGGUACCUCCGCUUACGGAAACUUCGGGAUACGUAAGCAGCAAACCCGGAAGUAUUUUUCUGGGUUUUUGCCGUGUGUGUGCAGAAGCGGUCUCUUCAGUUGUGAAAACCUCAGGAUCCAGCCAUACCUCUGGAACGGAUCCUGUCCACAACCAGAGGUACCACUGUAUAGUUGAACACUAAAGGCUGCAGGCAUAAGGUGAAGUAAGGUGGAGGUGGUUUAAUCAUCAGAUUCAAAGCGCUCAUUGACUUGAGCAAUGUUGUGGAACUCUCCGCUUUGACAUUUGUUGUGUAGUGGAAAACUAUAACCAGGCAAUAAGUAGCAAAGCAAGAAAAUGAUUUAUUCUUGUAAAGACUGAUGUCUCAUUCACCUCAUGGUGCAGAAAUAGCCAGGUUAAGCAGAUACUUUCAUAGUUCUCUACAAGCAGCCUGAUAGCUGCGCCACUUAUUCUAGCAGCCCCCAUUUCACCCCAUGGCAAAUGUCCUCACCCCCCAACUUGUAGUAGUUAUAAGUAACCUUACCUAUGCAUUCAGGGGACUUUCCAUUACUCCUCUCUGCUCCCACUUAGUUUUCCCUAACUUCUUUUGUUCUUCUAACUUGUCAUUAGCACAAUCUACUUAAUGCCUAGCUCACCCACAAGCUUGAUCUCUUACCUUGUGGUUAAGCAAGUGUCCUGAUGUUACCUGGAACAAGCUGUUCAGAGAUGCAACUGCUAGCAGCUUGCAAGCAAACAUUACUGCAUUUAGCCUAAGGUGCUUUCUUAAAACCAGAAAAGAAACUAUUGUUUCUGCUUUAGCUUAUUUCUCUUGACCAGAGUGCCUCCACUUCCCAACACAAUUCCAGCACAGCAGGCAGGGCAGAAGUGAGGGCUGGGAAACCAUCCUCAGUUCUUCCAUUUCCUUGCUGUUGUUGUUUUGUUGUUACCACUUCUACUGCCAUCACCACGUAACAUAUGGGCACCUUCCCUGCCCCCUGGCACCUGCUAAAGAUGGUCUUCUUUCAGCAAGCCUUUGAAAUGGAGAUCUUUAUCCCAGUUGACAUCUGCAUCAGAUUUGAACUGGUUUUAUGUGUGCACUUUUGUGUAUGUGCAUAUAUAUGUGUAUGUGUGUGUAUUGUUUUUUAUAUACAAGUGUGUGUGUAAAUUUUAAACAUAGGCUUCUGUUGUUGUUUAGUCAUUUAGUCAUGUCCGACUCUUUGUGACCCCAUGGACCAGAGCAUGCCAGGCACUCCUGUCUUCCACUGCCUCCCGCAGUUUGGUCAAACUCAUGCUGGUAGCUUCGAGAACACUGUCCAACCAUCUGGUCCUCUGUCGGCCCCUUCUCCUUCUUCAGGGUCUUUUCCAAGGAGUCUUCUCUUCUCAUGAGGUGGCCAAAGUAUUGGAGCCCCAGCUUCAGGAUCUGUCCUUCCAGUGAGCACUCAGGGCUGAUUUCCUUCAGAAUGGAUAGGUUUGAUCUUCUUGCAGUCCAUGGGACUCUCAAGAGUCUCCUCCAGCACCAUAAUUCAAAAGCAUCAAUUCUUCGGCGAUCAGCCUUCUUUAUGGUCCAGCUCUCACUUCCAUACAUCACUACUGGGAAAACCAUAGCUUUAACUAUACGGACCUUUGUUGGCAAGGUGAUGUCUCUGCUUUUUAAGAUGCUGUCUAGGUUUGUCAUUGCUUUUCUCCCAAGAAGCAGGCGUCUUUUAAUUUUGUGACUGCUGUCCCCAUCUGCAGUGAUCAUGGAACCCAAGAAAGUAAAAUCUCUCACUGCCUCCAUUUCUUCCCCUUCUAUUUGCCAGGAGGUGAUGGGUCCAGUGGCUAUGAUCUUAGUUUUUUUUAUGUUGAGCUUCAGACCAUAUUUUGCACUCUCCUCUUUCACCCUCAUUAAAAGGUUCUUUAAUUCCUCCUCACUUUCUGCCAUCAAGGUUGUGUCAUCUGCAUAUCUGAGGUUGUUGAUAUGCUUCUAUUAUAUUGCAAAAUGCUUCAGGAGUCCUCAUGGAAAGUGAUUCAUAAAUGACAACACAUUUUACCUCCUAAUGGAAGCAUGUCUAAAUUUCUUCCUGGUUUAGGGCUUGCCCAUUUUGUGGUCCACCCUGGCACAUUUCCCAAUUGCGCCCAGGACACACCUGUUAUUUGCCAUACAAAUGCUAGACUUGCAACAUUAGUUGGGCAAGGAGUACAGAAGCUUCAGUGAGGAACCUUACGUCACAUCUCUUCUCCAGUGUAGGAGUUCUGCCUCCAACUUUGAAGAGGAAUGUUUUCCCCCUUCCUAUGAUUCCUUCUUAGCAGACCACAGAAGUGUACUAUAAAUCACCAUUACUUAAAAUAAGAAACCAGGCAAUUUCCCAGUCACUGAUAGUGAUAAUCUGAGGAGUCCCUCCCGGGUUUUUUUCCUGCCAAGAAAGGCUUCUAAAGCACUAAACAUGUUAAUACAAGACCAAAUCAACAACUAGGCUUUGCUUAGCUGUGGGAUUUAAUUCAGGCAGAAAAGUAAACCAGCAGGCCCCAAGUCUAUUAAUAUAUUUCUGGCCUAACAACAGCCCAGCUUGUUCCAUCUGCCACCAAGAUCUAAAAAUUAAUGUCUUUUAAUUAAAGAGGGGACUGGAGGUCAGUAAGUAUUUCCUCCCAUUGAAGAAGUUGCCAGUCCCCAUGUGAGUUAUUUAGACAAAGCAUUGGGAGGGAGUCUAAGCUCAUUCACAUGAGAACAGACCUUGACUAAAUUACGCCGGCACAGAAUGAGGGAUAGGUUUGGGAGAUAAAGAGGCUAGCAAAAGUGGAACGCAAUCAUCUUCACUCAAACCCAAUGAACAUCUUUAAACAAGAAAAGGGGGUUGGUAUAUGAAAUAAAGGAAUAAUAAUGAGAAAACUCCCCAUAGGCUCUGCCUUUUUUUAAUGGGCUUCAUCAGAAAAGUCUCGCUAUCUAGAUAACACAUUCCCAUCCCAACUCGCUUCAGUAUUAUUUUAUGAAUCCGUCAUGUCUCUAAUGUCUAAAUUAGCAGCAUUUCAAACUUUACUUUCUAGUUACAGAAUAGAAUGCCAAUUUUCGCCUUAAAUUAUUUAUUCUUGCAUAAUGUACCAUUAAGCCUGCGGAAAGUGCCCUUUGCCACUGUGAAAUACGUUUUGAAAUGAUCUGACAAGAGAUGGCUUGAUUCUAGCCUUAUACCUUCAGUAAUCAUCUCUGGGUGAUAUUUUUUUCUCUUUCUAAAUGCCACAAAGCAGGUUCCUUUUGUAAAGUCUGUGACAGACUUGUAAUAAUUUUUCAGUUCAUCACACACACACAAAUGGGUGGGGGAUAUAUUUUGAAUAAAAGAAGUCAACUGACUGCACUUAAAAAAAAACCAAGCUCUUUAAAUAUAAACCACAUGCUAGAAAAUGAAAACAUUAAUGUGGGUCUAUGGCUAGUGUUUUCAGUUGAUGUUUUACAUUUUAUAAAUGCCAUCAUGAAAUUGAAGCUGUCCAUCUAAGGCUGUUUCAUCCAUGGUUAACAGCAUAAUCUCAUGGCCACUUCACUCAAUACAGUCAUCACAAAGAUAUAUUUUGAAACUGCCUCCGGCCAGGGAAAUUCAGAUGUGGAAACCUGUUUCCAGGAUUUCUGUCAUUCAUCUGGAACAAUUAUUGUGCUUGCCUUCAGAACAACCUUGGAAGAUACCUCUGUGUUACUCUUAUGGGGAUGCAGAAUAAGUUUGUAAUUGGGUAUGGUGAUGCUUCAGAAACAAAGUCCCCAAGUUCAGAAACAAACUGAUCUGGAUUCCUCUCAAAAUUUCACCUUGGUUCCUAAUGAACACCAGUAUGCUAUACACUCCAACAAUUUUCCAAUGAAAAUAGAGACAUUCUAUUCAAUUAUCUAUCUAUCUAUCUAUCUAUCUAUCUAUACCCCACCCAUCUGACUGGGCAGCUUCCAACAUAUAUAAAACAUAAUAAAACAUUAAAUAUUAAAGAACAUCACUAUACAGGGCUGCCUUCAGAUGUCUUCUAAAGGUUGUAUAGUUACUUAUCUCCUUGGCUUGGAGGUCACAUAACUCCAUACCGUUCAACAUUUCUACCAUGAAAAUGGGGACAUUCUAAUGAUGUCUAAACCACAGAGUCUAGGGCUUGCUGAUCAGAAGGUCGCCGGUUCGAAUCCCCGCAACGGGGUGAGCUCCCGUUGCUAGGUCCCCGCUCCUGCCAACCUAGCAGUUCAAAAGCAUGUCAAAGUGCAAGUAGAUAAAUAGGUACCGCUCCGGCAGGAAGGUAAACAGCAUUUCCAUGUGCUGCUCUGGUCCGCCAGAAGCAGCUUAGUCAUGCUGGCUACAUGACCCAGAAGCUGUAUGCCGGCUCCCUUGGCCAAUAAAGCGAGAUGAGUGCCACAGCCUCAGAGUCGUCCGCGACUGGACCUAACGGUCAGGGGUCCCUUUACCUUUAAGGAAAACUGGGACAUUCCAGGAUCAAAUCAGAAGCUGGGAUGACUUCUGUUAAUCCAGGACUGUCCAUGGAAGCAGGGACUGUCAUGAUAUUAUCAUGUCUAUUAAACAAUUGAGGCGUAGUGAUUGAGUAAUAGCAAAACAGUAAAACAGAGUACUUUGUUCAGCUGCAUAUGCAAGCCUCAUUAAUGUGACACCACAAGACAUACGAAUUACAGUACCCCUGGAGGCAUGCAAAUAGGAACUUGGUGACGGGCAGUGAUUAAAAUUGGCAGUAUUUUAAAGAGCCAUAUCCGCUGGGUAAGUGCAGCACUGUCAGGAGGAUUGAAAACAAUAACACUAUUUUCACAAAUGGUAAUCAGGUGGAGAUCGUGUAAGUUUAAUGAAAUGCGAACGGCAACUGGGUUUCUGUUACAAUAACAUGAUAAAAAAUGAACCAUCAAACUCCAUCCCUAACUUGAAAUGACAAAUGUUGAGCCCAGGCUCAGCACAACUGGUGAAAUACCUUUAAAAAACUGACCAUUAAAAUGGUCUGCCUAGGUCAAGCCACCCUAGUCUGUAGACUGAGAUUGCAACCAUGUGAGAUGCAGCCCUUAGCUUUUCUGUAUGGUUCAUCUCAAAGAUAUGUCACUUCAUGACUUCUUAUUGGCUGACACAAAGACUACCUGAAGUCUCCAGGUAUGUAUUCAGUGAAAGAACACCUGCAACAAUUGAGGCAAUGUGCUCUCUCUUAUGUUUCAGUCUCCCAGCAGACCCUCCAGAAGAAAACAGGAAAUACCGUAUUUUUUGCUCUAUAAGACUCACUUUUUCCCUCCUAAAAAUUAAGGGGAAAUGUGUGUGUGUCUUAUGGAGUGAAUGCAGGGGGCACAGCUAUCACAGAAGCCAGAACAGCAAGAGGGAUUGCUGCUUUCACUGUGCAGCGAUGCCUCUUGCUGUUCUGGCUUCUGAGAUUCAGAAUAUAUUUUUUCUUGUUUUCCUCCUCCAAAACCUAGGUGCGUCUUGUGGUCUGGUGCGUCUUAUAGAGCGAAAAAUACAGUGACUAUUUACAGGUUGGUCAACACCAUCAGUUUAGAACUCAUUAGCUGUGCUUCACCUUAAGGGUGUACCUUGAACCUGCAGGUUUGGUCUUCUCUUUCCUAUCCUUCCUCUGCCCCAACCUUCCCUAAAAAUAUACAGUCCCCGAAUCCAACUUGUCUGUUUGACCGUUCCUUGCUCCCUUAGUUUUUCCUCAUCUUUCCUGAGCUUUUUACAACUGGCUAUGCAGUCCACAUUAUGACUUAUCCCCAUUAUGGCACCUAUGUCACUCUGUUCCCGAUCCUUAAUAAAUAUGCUAAAUAACAAUAAACCUGUUUAUUGUGAAUAAGCCUGUUAAAUAACGGUGCCUGGAUUGACAUCUCAGAGCAAUCUGCACUUUUCUUGGCUGACUCUUAAGACCAUUAACACCAUCUAUUAAACAUUCAUGUGGGUCUUAGUGCUUAAUUCUUCUCUUUGAUUUUUAAAGCGGGCAGAGGAAAGGAAUCAAAGUGCCUGUGUUUAAUAAUGUCAACACUGCAGUGGUUCCAAUUACAUUCUGAAGUUGACAGUUAAUGCUGAAUUGAGAGCAGUGGUCUUUUAAUUAGGUGCCAUGUUCUAGGUUCACACGCUACUCUGUUAUCUCCUUCCCAGGGGAAUCAGCCAGGAUUUGUUGAAUUAGGGAUAAAAAGAUUCAAUAUCUUUAAUGGUGCAACUGAAAUGAAUUUUCCGCCAUGUAUCAUGAUGGCCACAGCAAAUCUUGGCGGCGGCACCUGCUACUUUGAAAUGCUAUACAGAGCUACAAUUUUGUUUUUAUGUUUUGCUCCAUUUAGAGGAGACUUCACUUCAGAGGAUCUUCAGAGGAGGGAUGACGGUCGUGGGGGAAUGAUUGGUUGGGAUGCAGGAGAGGGUUUUCUCUGUAGAUAUGUCCAAAGAGUGGAAUUCACUUUCCUAUGCAGUCUAGUCCCCCCCUUCUUCCUUGACUUUCUGCCAUGUGAUUAAGACACAUGGAAGAAGGUUUAGCAGACAUUUUCACUGUCAGGCAGAGUAGUUUUAAUAGGUUGUCCCAUAUAUAUAUACAGUGGUACCUCAGGUUAAGUACUUAAUUCGUUCCAGAGGUCCGUACUUAACCUGAAACUGUUCUUAACCUGAAGCACCACUUUAGCUAAUGGGGCCUCCUGCUGCUGCCACACCACCAGAGCCCGAUUUCUGUUCUCAUCCUGCAGCAAAGUUCUUAACCUGAAGCACUAUUUUUGGGUUAGCGGAGUCUGUAACCUGAAGCGUAUGUAACCAGAGGUACCACUGUAUACACACACACACACACACACACACACACACACACACACAGUGGUACCUCGGGUUAAGAACCAUUUUUAACCUGAGGUACCACUUUAGCUAAUGGGGCCUCCUGCUGCCGCCGUCCCACCGCCAUGCGAUUUCUGUUCUCAUCCUGAAGCAAAGUUCUUAACCCGAGGUACUAUUUCUGAGUUAGCGGACUCUGUUACCUGAAGCAUUUGUAACCUGAAGUACCACUGUAUAUGGAAAACCAACAGUACCAUAGAGCAAGUGAGGCCUAAUUGUCUCUUUCAGACUCAAGCUCCAACACUACCAGUCAUUCAUCCUCUUUCACACAGAGACCCCCUUUGAUGACAUCACUUCCAGCCAGGGAAUGGAGUGGGGAGAAUGACAUAUUGUCUUCCAGAAGGCUCUCCAACCAUUAGCUCCUAUGACAAUACUUCAUCUGUCUUUGGCCAUCAUGUUAGUUAUGCAAAGGCCCGUGAAAGGGACAUCCAUGAGCCUGUUUGUUAUACCAGUAUGACCUCUUUAGCCGUCUCUUUCUACAAUAAGAGUUUAGAGAGUUAGGAGCCAUCCAAACAUAGAUGAAAAUCUGCUCUAUUUUAAAAUCAUUUCAAAAUGCCUCCCUCCAAAAAAAAUGAUGAUGUUUAUUAUUAUUUUUUAAAAAGCAAAAACAAAACUUGAUUCUCCCUCCUUCAUUCCCCACGUAAGUUCAUUUUAGAUCAUUUUUGCCUGUGGACAAAGGCUCUUUUAAGGAAUAAAUUAGAAAUUAAGUUAGCCCUCUGAAAUUCUGAAAAUAGCCUGGGAAAACUCAGUUAAUCCUCAUAUUAAUGUAUUUUGGGAUCUGUGACUAAAUAUUGUAUUCUGGGAUAAUCUCAAUUGUGUGCCAACACUGAAUAUUGAAAUGCCUAAGCACUGGAACAGUAUCAACACAUUUUUGUUUCUUUUUCUACAUUGCUUUGCACAUUAAACAGAUUGAUUGCACAAACCUUUCCCAAAGACAGUGUGAAAACAGAGUGGUGGUUCUCAGCCAUAUAGCUGUGGACAGCAGCACAAUGCAAAGCCAAGAUUUUCGAGUAUGAGAGAGUUUAGAUUGGGUGGAUCUUGUGCUUUCCUGAUUUAUUCUAUGCCUAUGUAAGCCCCUCACCCUGAAUGAGCCAGAAAUAUGGUGGCAUAAGUUUCUGACCCUAGCUCAAUCAGGGCUCAGCUGGUGGAACUUAGGCUGGUGGAAUUUACACUGGUGUAAGUAGUCCAGCUCCUGCCAACCUAGCAGUUCAAAAGCACGCCAAAGUGCAAGUAGACAAAUAGGUACCGCUCCAGUGGGAAGGUAAAUGGCGUUUCCAUGUGCUGCUCUGGUUUCGCCAGAAGCGACUUAGUCAUGCUGGCCACAUGACCCAGAAAAACUGUCUGCGAAAGCGGACAAACGCCGGCUCCCUCGGCCUGUAAAGUGAGAUGAGCACCGCAACCCUGGAGUCAUUCACGACUGGACUUAACUGUCAGGGGUCCGUUACCUUUACCUUUUUAAGUAAUCCAAAGCAUUGUGUGGCAGGAGCGGGACAUUCAGGACCCUGGUAUUGGGUUAUGUUGGGAGGGGGCAUGGUCAGAGCAGGGCCAAGGUUUGUCUGUGCAACUCCACUACCUUGGAUAAAGGGCAGCAUAUAAAUAAAAUGGGACACAGGUGGCGCUGUGGGUUAAACCACAGAGCCUAGGACUUGCCAAUCAGAAGGUCGGCGCUUCGAAUCCCCGCGACGGGGUGAGCUCCCGUUGCUCGGUCCCUGCUCCUGCGAACCUAGCAGUUCGAAAGCACCUCAAAGUGCAAGUAGAUAAAUAGGUACCGCUCUGGCGGGAAGAUAAACGACAUUUCCGUGUGCUGCUCUGGUUCGCCAGAAGCGGCUUAGUCAUGCUGGCCACAUGACCCGGAAGCUGUACGCCAGCUCCCUUGGCCAAUAAAGCGAGAUGAGCGCUGCAACCCCAGAGUCGGUCACAACUGGAACUUGUGGUCAGGGGUCCCUUUACCUUUACCUUUUAUAAAUAAAAUAGAUGAAUAAAUACCUCCAACACACCUUCUUCCAAUGUAUGUUGGGAUUCAGCUCCCCCAAAAAACUGCUCAAGUGAUGGACAAAGCUGAAGAGGCCUGGAACAAGAUCUGUUCUCAAAAGAGAAACCUCACAACUCCAAACUGGAGGCUUCGCUUUGAGUGAAAUUUUGUUGUUGCUGUUUAGUCGUUUAGUCGUGUCCGACUCUUCGUGACCCCAUGGACCAGAGCACGCCAGGCCCUCCUGUCUUCCACUGCCUCUCGCAGUUUAGCCAAACAAUUUCACAGAAAGCAAGCAGAAGUUGGAUAAGACAAUGAGCAUUUUGCAGAGGGGUUCUCUGAGGCUCUAAAUACAGUCACGACUUUUCAGCAUUCCACUGGGGUUUUGUACGGCUGUCACCAAUGCAUUUGUUUAAUUCAUUACUUCUAUCUGACAUUAUUACAGUGUGUUCUUGAGAUAAUAUGCUACUACUGAUCCUUCUUUUGCCCUGCAAUAGCAUUUUUUUUUUAAAAAAGACUUGUGUGGAAAUUCAAGGGGGAUUUUGUCCUAUUUCAGUCAGGCAGCACAAGGCAACUCAGAAAGCCAUGCUAAUUAAGUUUUCUGCCACUGUUUUAGACCUAGCUCCCAAUACACACCCAAAAUAAAUCUUAAAGCCUUGCUAAAAUCUCUGUGGUCACUGAUCGGGUCAGUUAGAUGUGUGUAGAAUGAAGGCCUAAAAUAGCAACUACGUAUAUCAACGAGGUCAGAGGCUGUAUUCACAUAUUAGCAUUCAUAGAAGAACCAGUAUUAGAUGACAUGAUGAUGUGGCGGUGCUACUGACAGCUGAGUCACUGCUGCUGACCCGGAAGCAGAUGGGGAGUGAGGAGGCAGCAGGGAAGUCAGGAUGGUGCAAACACACUGGUAGAGCCAAUCUGGUGGCCUGCAGUGUGUUUUCACUAUGUUGAGCUCCUUGCUAUCUAAACCUCCCCGCUCUCAUUCCUGGUCAGCAGCAGUGACUCAGCUGUCAGGAGGUCAGGUGAAUGCCACACCAUGCCUUCUGCUACUGAGAAUAAUCAAUCUAGUUUAUAGUCACACAUCCACCAAAAAAUGCCAGCCCAACAAUUCAUCUUUCUUUCUUUCUUUUCUUUCUGUUACCUCGGAUGCCUAAUGAUGUUUUAGGACAAAGAUGACAUAGUUAGAGCGUAGAAGUUUUGUGACAUAAAGAAAGAAAAUGCUUUGGAAGUGAGUUUGUUAUUAUCUUUUAAGCCAAAUGAAGUAUAGCUUCACAUUAACAUGUUUCUCUGCCGCAGAAGAGAAAUGAGUUUGCUUGCUUUUAAUAACUUAUCAUGGCAAAGAAAUAGAGUGAAGUUAAAAAAAAAGAACUUGUGUUAAGGCAGUGUAAAUUAGCAUGGUGGUCCCCUGCUUUUGUAAAGUAAAAAAUAAAAACGAGCCAGUUCCCACAUGUCAUCGUUAAAUAGCGAUAUUUCAAUGCAGUGAAAGAAAGCAAAACACUUGAAUAUCAAUUGAGUCCUAACUGUUGCAAGCACAGUGCAGACGAUAUGUAGUCAGUCCCACUUAAUGGCAGUUACAGAAACAAGCAAAGAAUAUUAUGGUGGGGUGUCUGAAGAAUGACAUUGGCAAGAAAUCAAAGGAUCGUGUGAGAAUUUAACAAAGUAUCAAGUAUUAUUAUGGGUGUCAAGUUGACUGACGUCCACAUAAGGUGCUGCCCACUAAUAGGAAAAAUGGAUCUAGGUGAAGUACAGCACAACAAAAAGUCCCAGGUAAAUCUACUUACUGUUUUGUAUGCCUUCUGACGCCAACAAUAGGCUUAACCCAGUGUAAAGAUGCAAUCAUGAAGCAUUGAACAUGAUUUGAAGCCAGCCAGGUGGAAUGUAUUAACGUUGUGGACUAGUUAUUAUGACAUACCAUAAAACUGUCCCAAGUAGUUUUGCUUUCCUGAGGGAAAUAAAGUAUGACCUGGAUAUCUCAGAAUUAGUAUCCCUCCAGUUACACUUGGGUCAUAAAUUACUACCCAAACCUUUCUUUUAAAAACAGUGCUAGAAAUUGUCUUGAGUUGUAUUUCAGGAGGUAGAGCAGCUGGAAGGCUUUGCGCCUCCAUGCAUAACACCUGCCAGAUCAAGUUGCCAGAUGUUAUUUUUGCAACAUAUUUCCCCCGCACAGUUGGACGGAGGUUUGCUGGGUUUUGUUUUCUUCCAGUUGGCAUUAGCUUGUCGGCAUUGCAACCUGCAAUUUUAUCAUAACACUCUUCAUGUAGCUUUGGAAGGAGCUGCAGCAGAGCCCGGAGCAACCACCCUAGAACAAGGGAUCCCCAAGUCCCAUUUAGUUUUUGUAGCACUUGCAAAAUAUUGUAUUGCAUUCACAAGAGAAACACCUACCAACAGCUCAUGAUGGAGAGAAAAACAGAAGGUAUGUCUGCGCAUACGUGUAUGGGGUGGCCAAUGUGGUGCCAUUUAUAACAACAACAACAACAACAGUAGUAAUAGUAAUAACAAUGAUGAUGAUGCUGGUGGCACUGUGGUCUAAACCACUGAGCCUCUUGGGCUUGCUAAUCAGAAGGUUGGUGGUUCAAAUUCCUUGACGGGGUGAGCUUACAUUGCUCUCUCCCAGCUCCUGCCAACCUAGCAGUUUGAAAGCAUGCCAGUGCAAGUAGAUAAAUAGGUACUGCUGCCACCGGAAGGUAAACGGUGUUUCCGUGCACUCUGGUUUCUGUCACGGUUUUCCAUUGCACCAGAAGUGGUUUAGUCAUUCUGGCCACAUGACUUGGAAAGCUGUCUGUGGACAAAUGCCGGCUCCCUCGGCUGAAAGUGAGAUGAGUGCCGCAACCCCAUAAUCACCUUUGACUGGACUUAAUCAUCCAGGGAUCCUUUAUCUUUACCUUUACCAUCUUUAAUAACAUGAUCCUAUGUCUGUCUGUUCAGAAGUCUCCUUGAGUUUAGAGAGCGUUAUUGCCAGCUAAGUGUGUUUAAGAGUGCAGUGUAAAUAUCCUGUCUCUGUGGAGUUGGUUCCCUCCAACAGAUAGCUGAAGAGCGAAAAGUCAAGGGAUUCUGCAAAGAACUCCACAACCUUUUAUGGAGGAGACGGGACUCUAGUUUCAGUUUCAGUCCUGGGAUUCAUGAAAUAAACCAUGGGUAGGCAAACUAAGGCCCGGGGCCCGGAUCCGGCCCAAUUGCCUUCUAAAUCCGGCCCGUGGAUGGUCCGGGAAUCAGCAUGUUUUCACAUGAGUAGAAUGUGUCCUUUUAUUUAAAAUGCAUUUCUGGGUUAUUUGUGGGGCAUAGGAAUUCGUUCAUCCCCCCAAAAAAAUAUAGUCCGGCCCCCCACAAGGUCUUAGGGACAGUGGACCGGCCCCCUGUUGAAAAAGUUUGCUGACCCCUGAAAUAAACCAUGGUACGAUGUACCCCUGGUGGGGGCAGAGAAUUUGCCCGCAGUGUUUCAGGUCCUUAAAAGGGGUAUAAAUAUAACUUUGCAACAAAUAUACAGAAUUAAAUGGCCACCUUUUUUUUAAAAAAAAGGGUAUUCUAUCCAGUUAUGGCCAGAGAACUUUGCUUCAGUAUGGGGGCAUGUGGCUAGCUUGCAAUCCCAAGGCUACUCAACUAGGUCAGGGGGGCUCUCAGAGAUUCUUUUUAAACUCGGUGACACCCACAUUUUAGCAUCAAACUUUAGAUGUCUUCAGAUGAAUGCAGGAAAUGUGGACUGGGGCAGGGGUGCUCAAGCAGGAUCCACCCCUUAUGUCGUGAUCUACACCGCAUGCACAAGCAUGAACACAUCAGUCCUCAUCCUCUCCAGUGUUGAGUAAACACCUUGCAGACCAUUCUUGCACAACACAAGAAAGGUCAGGGACACGCAGCGCAAAUGAGGGGAGGUCUGCAGGCAGCUUCUAUUUACAUUCACAUAAAAGAGAGUAGAGCUCUCUACAUAUGGAAGGAAACACGUGUGGUUGCCCUGCAGACCUUUCCAGCACCACACAGGAAAGGUCACAAACUGAGGCAGAUGCAACACCUAAGAGGAUGUUGUGGGUUCGGCUUGCAUCUGUACCCCUGUCCCCACCCACACGUUCACUGUUCAUGCGUAAAAUUUAGAGCAUGAAAUUGCUCUAAAUUUGCACAUUAGCCCUUCCCAUAAAUACAUCACUUUAAUCCCUAUGGAUUUAUCAUUUAGGCUAAGUUUAACUGAAGCUAAUAUGGGCCAAAUAUGAUACAACAUAAAAUGCAUCCUUGUUUUUAACAUUCAAGUUUUUGAAAAGACAGAGAGCACUAGCUGAUAAUUAUGAGGCUCACAGUGGGUGUGGAGGAGUAAAUUAACCAGGGUUGCCAGAAUAUGGCAGUUGAAAACAGUGUCUGGGCCGGAAAUCACUGAAAUAACUGGGGAAAUCCAGGCGUAUGGCAACCCAAAACUACAAAAAAGCUGAAGAACUUUGUGUCCCCCCCCCAAAAAAAGAAACCCUAAAAUUAACCUUUUCUGUUCCAGGUGUGGUCCCUGAGGUAAACUGUUCCUCUGAAGCUGGUUAUUUGCCUUGGAAGAAAAUCCUCUGCUGGUACCAACAAGGGAUUUGCUUUCAGUGCAAAUUCCAGCUGCAGGGGAGCAAUUUCCUUCAGGAUCGCAACAGGGGAGGAAUGGAUUAAAUUCUCCUACCACACUUGUUCUGAUCCCAACAGAGAUAAGCUUCUCAGCUGAUGCCAUUUGCAUCUUCAUGUUGUUAGCUGCUCUGAGCCCAGCUUCGGCUGGGGAGGGCGGGAUAUAAAUAAUUUAUUAUUAUUAUUAUUAUUCAUCAAUCUGCACAGUUAAAUGCAAAAUUGCAGUUAGUGCUAAGGCCAAAUUGGCCUUCAGACUUAGCAGCCACCAGCAGAGCUACCUGUGGAUUGGAAAGCUGAACCUGAGUGAAACUUCCCCAGUGCCAGAAUGAUUGCAGAGCUAAGGAAAUCUUAUCUUGUACUUUCCUGGGUCUGUACAGGUUAAACAGAGUAGAAAAACCAACAGUCUGGAAAUGAUAGAUGCCAAAAGAAACGUGAUGUGUUCUUUUUGUCCUUUGCUGUCCUGUCCUCCCCCACCCUCACUUCCUUUUAUCCUCAAUUUUCAGUCAAUUGACUUGAACUUCUUUCUGUCAGUUACAAACCGCUUUAUCUGUUUGUGAUCUCUCUUGCUUAGUAAAUUAAAAGAUAAUUUGUUCCACAAGACUGUUUUCACUGCACUAUUUCUGUAUUUUCUCCUUUGGCCACUCCUGGGGCCGUUAAACACCAACUAGAUACAUGACAAGGGAUCAUUAGAAGGUGCUUUUAUGAUUGAGUUUGUGAUCUUCCAAGAAACUGUCUUUGCAGCGUUAGGAAACCACUUAUCAUUGAAUGAAUAUCGCUGUCCUCAAAUUAAUAAGAAAUAUGAGUAAGCAGAGCCUACACAUACGCACACACACACACGUCACAUCAACCUUGUAAAAUAUAGUUUUGGGUUUCCCCCCUUUAUUUUCCCUUCUACGUGGGUUCUGUUUCUCUUUUUCUUUCUCUCUCUUUUAUUUACAUCUCACCGUGUUUAAUGAACAUAUAAUUAUGUACUUUUUGAAUUUUCAAGUGUUUUUUUAAAAAAAACAUUAUUUGUGGUUUGUUUGUUUUCUAUACUGCCCUAUACCCAAAGGUCUCAGGGUGGUUCAGAUUGUUCUGUCAACUCAACUGACACCCCUCCCCCCAAUAGUGGAUCAAUACUUGCUUAGUGAAUUGCCCCAGCAAUUGUGAAUUAUACCCAGUCUUGGUACAAGCAGAGGUCCUUGUAGAAUUGCUUUAUUCUGCCUCCAAGACCCAUUUGCAAGUGCUUCCUUUAACCCACAGUUUGGCCCCUUCUUGUAACCAAUUCACAUAACAAGUGGGAGUGAAGUGGGCUCAGGAAAAGCUGAGGUGUGACGGGCGGGCCUUGGGUCAGCCUCCUGGAGAUGCAGAAGCCAACCAUAGCUGGGUGGUGCAACAUCCAAUUAGAGUGGAGAAUUUCAAGUUAAACUGUCAAACAGGGCUUGACUGCCAGAUAGGGAUUAAAUUAGAGCCUGGAAAGAAGUUUGGUUAGGAGUUAGCUAGGCAAGGCAACCCAAAUUAUUUCCUUGAGGGGAUGGAAAAGAUCUUAAGUACUUAGAAGCGGUCUGUCUAGUCUAGCUCAAGGUUUUCCAUAAAACUUAGAUAUACAGGCUUGACUCUGCACAUCAAUAAUUACACAUUCAGAUACUCCUUUAAUCAUGGGUAAUGUGUUCCUUGAUUAACUAAUAUUGCCAAAUAUUGGUUAAUGAAUGCAUACAUCAUUAACAAGAUGGAGAGUCUGUACUUGAAGUCUAUUGGGAAGCAGCUCAGCAGGUUGCAAAACAGCAUCUUCAGCAAUCAACCUUGACCUGAAGUUUGAGCACUUAUUAGUUGCCAUGACAAUAAGAGCACUACGAUGAUAGGAAAGAGAAAUUAGCUAGAUUCCAUUUAAAAUUACUCCAGGAGAGGCAAUGUUUGGGAGAAGAUUUAUAGAGCAGGCAAAGAUGGAUAGCGCUUGCUUUUGUUAGAGCUCAGUGUUUUGAAAAAUCAGUCUGUAUGAUGAAUGUGAGUUUCUUAUUAUCUAAUAUAGUUUUAUCUAACUUUGUAUUUGCCAGAAGAGUCACAUGAUGGAUUGAAAAAAUGUUGUGUUUUUUUUUAAAAAAUGUACCCCCGAGUAGUAAAAUCACAUAUCAAUCAAAUUAAAUGUGAAUUCUCCCCAGCUCCUGGUAAGGGGAAAAAAUAUAAGAAAUUGUAAGGAAAAAAGACAAAGAAUAAUCUUUAAGAAAGCCAAGGGAGAUUAAAGUAUGAAUGCUGCUGGAAAUAAAGUAUUUCUUCUAAGGGAACGAUGAAAGUAAGGGUUACUUAGUCUACAUAAGAUACUACUUCAUGCCAAGAUGGAAUAAACAAUGCAAAAUUGUUUACACAGACUAG
Podarcis lilfordi (Lilford's wall lizard) is the source of this 59441-nucleotide messenger RNA. Lineage: Eukaryota; Metazoa; Chordata; Lepidosauria; Squamata; Lacertidae. The record is from the annotation of a GenBank genome assembly.